Cinara cedri is the source of this 48174-nucleotide messenger RNA. NCBI's taxonomy places the organism in Eukaryota, Metazoa, Arthropoda, Insecta, Hemiptera, Aphididae. The record is from the annotation of a GenBank genome assembly.
GUUUCCCAAACGCAUUGCCCACCGUUUUGCCGGUUCUCGCGCGCGAACGCACGUACCGCGCGCGUAUCAUUAGGUGGGUACCGCGCCGUCUGCUUGCUCGACGCCGUCGCCGCUGUUCGCUCGUCCGCUCGGCCCAAUCGUCGCCCGGUUGCCGUUCGGUUUUCAGCUCUCCUCGCGCGCCUGUCGUGUUUCGGUUUCGCCGAGUGUUUUUGAUUUUCCCGUUUGGUUUUUUUGUAUUUCCUUUUUUUUUUUUUUUCUCGUUUCUCCCCCGACCACUGUCUUCUCGUCGGAAUAUCACCCGACACGCGGCCGGCACACGGUCCAUUCGCUUGGCGUAAUUUUCGCGACAACAAAACGAAACAGCACAGAAAAAAAAAAGAAAAACAAACAGAAAAAGUUUUCACGCGUCCUCACACCGGGAGCGCACAUAUUAUAUUAUUAUUAUUAUCGUUGUAAACGACGAGACACGCCGAACCAUGGAAAUCGACAAAGACGGAAACGCCGUCGUGAAAAUGGCAUCGGGAUACGUGCUCCGGUUCGAAGGCGAUCCGGAAUUCGAACAGGUGUACCUUGACCGCGCCAAAAACGAAUUGAACGAGACGCCGGAACGUCGGGCCGAAGCGCUCGCGGAACUCCGGAAACUUAUUCAAGGUAUAAGAUUAUGUUUAAUGCCUGUAAUUUGAUUGUUUUUUUUUUUUUUUUUUUGUUAUAUCUUACGCGCGUUUCAUUUAGAAAAAUUGAAAACUCUAUCGAAAGAUUGUUCUUUUUUUUCGAUUUUUUUAAUCCCGUUAAAUCGGUUCAUCGUUGUUCAGAACGAGGUGUAUUAUAAUAAUUUGCCGUAAACGUCGCGGUUCUAAAUAACGAUAAUAAUAACGCUGCAGGUUUUCACAUUCACAUAUCUAACGAACCCGCGUCGAAUCAAAAAGUUUAAACGGUAUUGUAUAAAUAAUAUCUUUGAGUGAAUAACGCGAUACUUUUGUAACACGAUUUUCGUGCAUGAAACUCGCGAAUCGAUAUUUGAGCCCGGCGCACAAAUGACACACACAACGACAAACGUCGAAAUGUUAAUUUUAAACGCUUCGAUGGAGAAAAAAAAAUAAAAUAAAUACCUUGCAUAGUAUAAAUACCUACAAAGUUUCGAUAUUUUUACUGUGCCGUCGUAGGAGCCAAUUAUGGUGAACCUUGUAUCGGACAAUUUGCAAUCAUUCAUUUUUUUUUUUUUUUUAUUCGCGUAAUAAAACCAUCCCUCGGGUCGAUGAUCGGUGCAAGGUUCCCGGCGGAAAAGUUGUUUGAAUAGAGAAAAAAAAAAUAAAAUCGCACAUUAUUAUGUACAGUAAUAAAAAACCGUAAAAUUCCUGGCUGUUCCCAGAAGGUCUAAAAGGUACGCAUCAAACGAUUCGGAUGUUUUAUAUACAUAUAUACCUAACCGAAAAGGAAAUUAAACAUUAUUAGUUUCGUGUUAAUCCAAUAGAAUGUACGAUGAUGGACAUUAAAGGUCGGUGACUCGGCGAGUACAAUACAAUGCGUAAACACGCAUACCCGCGAUCCGCAGCGUGAUCAAACGCAAUCCUUUAUAUACUAAUUUAAAAACGUGCGCGUGCGUUUUAUUAAUUUUAAGUAACCUUAAGGGGCCGGAUCCGGCUAAACGGUCCGUUUACGCGUCUGUCCGUCUUGUACGAGACAUAUUUUCAGGAUAACACUGUCGAAUCCCGAAGCUGCAGACGCGCUUAUACUCGCACGUUUGUUCUACAAGUAAAUAAACGGAACUGUCAAAUCCACGCGCGUGUGUUAUAUUAUAAUGUGCCGGGUUCUAGGCAGACGGCGUAAUACGUCGAUGUGAUAACGAUUUAAUUGCAAUUGUUGUCGCGGCUUUCGCGUGCUCGAAUGUAUCGUACAAAAAAAAUUGCAAAAAAAAAAAAAAUAAAUAAAACCAACGAAAACGUUCCGAACGGGCGGAAUGUCGUGGAUUUUCAACGGCCACACGAUCGAUUAUUUUUAAUGCCGUUUCGCGUGCAAGUCGCGGUCUCGACACCGGCCCGAAAAAAACAGUUUUAAACUUUUCACAUUAUUUCGCACCCACCCGUGAAGGUUCCCGUCGGUUUUCGGUCACACACGCGACACCUGUGGAACGGACAUAUUGUAUUAAUAUUCGGGUCUGCAGCAGUUCGAUUAAACCGGAAAAUAAAAACGAUUCGCGGCAUAAAACGAUAACACUGUCCCGCAGUAUAAUUGUGCAGUUUCAUUAUAUUACUCGGCUUAUUAUUAAUGAAGGCGAAAAGCGUGUAUAGGUUAUUGGAUAAUAUCGGUGUCGACGAAUCGUUGUAUUCGAAAACCGAUUCCGAGCGCAGCUGAAAUCUGUAGUAUAAAUAUGAUGUAGUCGACAGUCGUGUCCGUCGUGCCCGUCAGUAGCCGAAAGGUUAUAUUGGCCAGACAAUCGACAAAAAUAUGACGCGCAACAGCGUAUCGUCAUUUGGUGAAACUUUUUUUGAAAAACUGUUGCGAACUGUUUCGCGCAGGCGAAAAAUCCGCCGUUUUUACGGCACUGCGUGACCGGGUCUCGCAGUGUAAACGGAAAAGCGCGUCUGACAUAGCCAACAGCUGCUUAUUCGACACACCGAGACGUUUGUCUUAUAAACGCGUAAAUUGCGAAUUUCGAUACAUUUUAUAGGUUUUACGCAUUCGAAUAAUCGACGCGAAAGCCGUUGAAUAUAUUAUAAUAAAACCGAACGUUUUUUUCAAUAUCGCAUUGUUAUUAUUGUGUUUUUUACUCGAUAUUUAUUUUCGUCGUGAUUUUUUUUUCCACGCGAAUGACAAGAUUCGAAUAUUGUAUGAGCUCGUACAGCACGAUGUGGAAUUAUCGCGCAAUGGCCGGCCGCCGAUUGUCGACGUGCACCACACGGCGAUUGAUAAUAAUUGUAUUACAAUAGCGCACGAAUCGAGAUGAAGCAACGGAGCAUAUUAUUAAGUGAAUGCGAAUAAAAUGACCCCGAAGUAACCGGUAACGAACUAACAGUAGGCGCACAAUGUUCCGUACGUAUAGGUUGGUGUAUACGUACGAAGCCUGCAAAGUGUUUUCAAUUGAAUUCAAUUACAUACGUACGGUACGUACGUACGUUUGUUUUUUUUUUUUUUUGUCCGUUUAUUUAACGUAAUACUUAUCGUGAGCAACGGAAUAGUAAAAGUGAUAAUCAAACGAAACGCACGGUCGUACAUAAUACACAGACGCGCCGUGUAAACGUAUUUAAUUCGAUAGUAACAGAAUAUGGCAGACGAUUAUUAUAAUGUUGUAUGGUGCGGGUUUGUUCGCGCGGCCAUCCGUAGAACCGCGGCCGAUUACAUCGGCCGUUCUCCGUGUCCGUCGCUAAAAUCGUCCGCUCGGUUCGCCUCUAUUUAUUAAUUUUUUUUUGUUUUCUCACAACGUCUUCCCGCCCCGGCAAUAUCUAUGAAAGGAUCACCCUAUAUAUUGGGCUCUGUUCGAACACAGAUAUCCCGACAUCCCGCGGCCCGUGUCGAACAUAGACAACUUUCCCGGGGUAGGGGCUCACUUUUUUUCAUUGGUCAUUUCUCACGGAUAUCGCACAUUUAAUAAAUACGUUUUGUUUGAAAAUCUGUAUUUGUCAGAGCGUGAAUGAAAUUCCGGGGUGGGGGAGGGUAUUUGCCCCCGUCUCCUGCGGUAAAUUUUUUACACCUACCCUACCCGUCUAUACUUAUGAGUGAUGUUUUAUCUCAAGAGUACAGGUUAUAUCAUAAAGAACGGAUACGAUCUGAAAAAACAAUAAUUUGACUACCUAUAUAGGUAUUGUUCCGGAGAAUUUCAAUUUCAAUUAUUGGACUCUGAAUCGUGGAAUGUAUUGGUUUUACUGUAUGACGAUUUUUCUUUCUGUAAGCUAAUUUUCUACCAGAAAUUUUGUUUCAUUCAAAAUACGUAUAGGAACUUUCUUGCCGAAUUUUUAAUCAGAUCAGUGAAUUCAGCUAGUUAUUUUUUUUGGGGAAAAAGGGAAAACACCGUAAAUUGUUUGUAUAAUUUUUGUUGAUUUAUAGAUUAACUUGACGGUCAAUUAUAAAAUUCUUCUCAGAAUCGUUUUUCGUCAGAAACGGUUUAUCGCUGCGUACAGAUAUAAGCUCUACGUAUCCUACCCGAUCGCAACUUUCCUCCUAAAUCAGUGGCACGAUCAUCGGCAGUAUCAUUCUUUUUUCGAAUUUAGCUAUUCUAUCAGCUAUAAACUACAAUGAUAUUAAAUACCUAUCUAUAAUAUUUCUUUUACGAUUUGUUUACUCGGAGUAAUAAUAACGUAAUAGGCAGAAUUAAUAAUAUUACCGAAUAAUGUCCAACACUAUCUCAAAAGUCGUGGGUAUGUUAUUUUCGUUGACGGUAUAAAAAUAUCAUGUAGAAGUAAUAUAGAGUGUAACAGAACUAUUUGAUGUUUUUACAUGGUAAAAAUGUCAAAUCUAAAAACGUCAAAUACCUAGUCCAGUUACACUCUGUAUGUCAUGUACGAUGUACUCUGAAACCCGGACGGGAGGUCCCGGGAGACCGGGGCACGUGGUCCUCACUGGUCCGCUCGUUAAUAUGGAGGGCAUCAUUAACUCACGGUAGCCAAUAUAUUAUAUUAAUUAUACAUUAUACUUACUGAAAAUUCGUAAAUUAAUCUGUUAUUUAAUAACGAUUUUUUUUUUUUUUAAACAUUUAAACUCGAUUUAAACACCGUUAAAAAUAUAUUUUUACAAUCGUCUAGAUACUAAAAUAUAGCCUAGAUGUGUUGUAGAAAUAAUAUUGAAUAAUAAUUUUCUCAUCGUCACCAUAUUACUUAAAAUUUAAUAUAAACACGGACUUUUUUCGGUGCUAUUAAUAUGUCAUUAUUCAUUUUUUGUCUACGAAAUAAGUUAUCACAAUACAUUAUGCCGUAGUUAAUGCUCAAAAUCGAUGUACAAGCGCAGCGGCGAUAAGGACGACGAAUAAUACGGUAGUAAUAUUAUUAUAGGGCGAAGGACUUGUUGUAACUCUAAAAAUUCACCGAACAUCGUUGGCGACAGAAUUGUCAACCGAAACAAAAAUAUGACUCAAAAACUAUGAAAUAGAAGAAACGUGUUUGAAAACCGAAAAAAAAAAAAAACACCUCAAAACAUUUACAAUCGCGUUUACAUGCGAAAUAAAAUUGCAAAUCUGGUCCGGCGUAAAAAGUUUUUGGUUUUUAUUCCGUCGGGUUUUUUUUGUUUUUUUUUUUUCUCUACAGCGUAAAACAAAUGUCACUACGCAAAUGCUACAAGUUCUCUGCGCCUAGUAAUAUUAUUAUCAUUGUCGUUCAGGCCGGUUAUUUAACUACACGCGCGCGCGCGGCGGUCGGAUCGACUGGGUUAAUCGAUGUUUUGUCGAAUUGACCGUCCGUAACGUUAUCAUCGCCGCGAUCCGCGGAUACCGCGCCGGCGGUACGCGACGACGCGAAAUUUCAACGUAAACAAUCGAUGACGGCGAUAAAAUACGUACCGUCGACCCGGUUCGGAUAACGUCGCACGGGGGUCGCCUGCCGGGCGCGGCGGGCGCCCGCGUGAUGCGCGCGAACGUUCGCGCAAAACUCGUCGUAAAAAAAUAUCGCCGUACCGACCGCCGGAACAACACGCUGUUAUUACCGCGCGCGUAAAACGUUCGGACCUCGCGGAUAACGACGCGGUGUCGUCCGGUCCGCGCGGCGGUGUCCCGUUGCGUUCGCGGGAUGCCCGCGUUCGCAGCGCCCGUUACAUUUAUUAGCGCGGCGCGGAUUUACGCGGCCCGCGCUCGACGCGGCGUCAUAAAACGAGACCCGCGCACGACAAGCAGGGAAAUAAAACCAAGUCCGGGGCACAGGCGCCGGGUUCCGGACGUGUCACGGGGUGGUGGCUCGCCAUUCCAUAAACGCGCGUAGUAAUCGUGUACAAAAACAAAACCGUUCGUCUCUCUCGAUCGAUCCGUUAUAGACGAAAUCAAUACUUUCACGGCGUACGCGACAAAUAUUGUUUUUGUAAUAUGUUUUCACAAUAUCAGAACCGCGGUAGGGGGGAGGGGAGGCCGCGGCCCCCGGGGCGCCCUUGUACACGACGCCCCCGUCCGACGAGCGGACUGGUCAACGACAACGGUUUACGUUGCGGCCGCACAAUAAUGGUAAAUAUCCAACGGAAUCCGAACAACAGGUAGAAAAAGAAAAAAAAAAAAUUCGUUUGUUUUACGGCGUGUACAAAUGUUGUUUUUUUUUUUUCUCGUUUUUCCACGGUCUGCAUCGUCACAUUUCAACCGACUCGCGUUGACAGAUUUCAACUGACCCCGAUCGCGUUCGGCGGAGUCAAACGUCGACCGCUGUAACGGUCAUAUCAACCGGGUACAUUGUCUACGGUUAAACCGCUCGACAUAAUAUCCGGUCGGAUCGGGCGGUUGUUGUCACAGCUCGCUGCUCACCGCGGUUAUCGUCGUGACAGCCAUAACGCGUGACGCGCAUUACGUUGUGAUAUCGUAUUGAAUACCGUCAACGACUUCUACGCCCGUAAUGUACGACACCUAUAUACACACGGGAUGCCCACGCGCGCGUUUUAAACGAAUAAUCGUUACUGCACGCGGUGACCUGUCCAAAUAUUACGUGGGUUUUACCCGUCAGCUGUCAAGGCUGGGCGUCUGCGCGCUAGUGACAGUCAUACGCCGAGGUGAUUUCAGUUCUACCGUCUUGGCUCUUAACAUUCCGUCCGGAUUUCGUUCGCGCUCGUCCCAACUUAAUGUAUCGCGUGGCGGCGGGCGAGUUGAUUCUGAUUGAAUUGCGGCGCGCUCGGUCAAUUUCAGUUGGCGCGACGACGAUUUCACGAAAAACACGCUUCUCGCGACGAACGGGCCACUGUCGCGCAGUCGAGAACGGCCGGAACGGAGCGAUACGGAGAGGAGGUGCGCCGGUAUAUCUCUACGCGACGGUUAAUCUUUGCCAACGAGAAACGAAGUUUUGAACGGAGUUCGGGGUUAUACACCGCGCUUCGAAAGGCCGUAAAUAUUAUUUACGGUUUUCGUCAAAAUUCGAUACUAAAUUUCUUGUAAAAAAAAAAAUUAUAAAUUGCACUGAAUUUUUUUUUUCUUUAACCGCAAAGUACGACUCAAAAAUAAAAUUCCUGUUAAAUUCGAAAGCAUUUCUCCUUGGUCUAGCAAUUUUUAAACAUUGAACAAAAUUAAAAUGUCUAUAAAUAGCUCAAAAAUGGCUAAAAUGGUUUGAAAAUUUUACCGCGUCUACAAAAGGAAAACGCUAGUUUUCUGUCCGAAAUUCAAGUCUCUGCGAAUACUAUUCGUAACACAAUCACAACGCAAAUAACACAUUUCCCACAUUUUCCGGUUUUUCCCCGAACGAUUACCCGAAAGUACCGUCCGGAUAAAAUCCCCUUUCCGCAACGGUUCAUCGCUAUUGAUAAAAUCCGAGCGAAAUUUCCGGUACAAAAAAAUUCGUUGGCACAAAAAAAAUUAUAAACAUCGUUGUGAAACGCGACUCGAGUUGACAAAAACCGACGCGACUUAUCGACUACGCCGCGAGGCGACGUCCGACGCGCAGUACGGCGAUAGCCAUUAACGCGUUGACGGGGACUGAAUCCGUAAAACUUUCCGAAAUAUUCAACGGCCGUACCGACAGUUACGGUCACGUCCGUUAGCUCGCCCGCCCAACUCGCGGGCAUCGCCCGCCGCGUACGACGUUCAGCCCGCCGGUUCGCGCGGCACGGACCCGGCGUCGUUGUCGCAGCCGAUUCGCACGUGCGCGGCGGCCGGAACGCACGCCGCACACGGAAACCGUCCGGGCGAGUAAACGGCCGCGGGACCCGUAGCGCUUCGUCUACGCAAAACCGGCCGACCGCGCAUCGCAGCCGUCUCACGCGGUGCGGCGUAGCGCGCGAGUAACGGCGCACACUCGCCGUAUUGUUAAGGUGAGUGCCUUACCCGCGCGAUAAAUCACGACGGCGAGAUAUCCGCACCGCUUUCACGCCCCACAACGCCGUGUGUGUAUACACCCGUGCACCCCCGCGUCAGAGCGUCGUGCGUUUCGAAGGCAGUCUCGUAAAUCGAAAAGUUUUAAUUUGAAAAAAAAAUUAAUUCCCCGAGAGUUCACUAAGCGAGCGGCGCCCGCCAGCAGGUAAUAUAUAUUGUAAUAUUGUGACGGUGCAUAGGGCAAGAUUUUAAUCGAUUCCCGUUGAAAAAAAAUUACACGCGAACAAUGUUUGUGUUUCCUUUCAAGACAAAACAAUAUAACACGUCCCGAUUAAAACUUUUAAAGCUCACUCGGGUGCGCAUUUGAAUUUUUUUUUUUUUUUUUACAAAUAUCGAAACGAAAAAUACAGUAGGUGUAAAAUUAAAAAUACGCGAGUACAUAGGGUAGUUUAGAAUACAAACGGAUUUUAAUUGUUCGAUUCUAUCGUUAAUCUGCCACGGUAAUCACUAUACGUAUGCGAUGUUGUAUGAAAUAUCAAGCGUAACUAACCAGCAGGGGUUCGAACCUCUCGAAAUUUGAGAAAAACGAAUCCUUUUGCUAAUUCUGGUUAUAGUUGAAAAUAUUAAUUAAUUUUUUUUUUUUUUUUUAUUUAUAAACUUUAUUGUCCCCUAGAAAUUUGUUUCCGUGUACGCGCAAAAUAUUAUUGAUAAACGGUUCUAUGUGAUUUUUAACAAAGUGUACCAAAUCAAACGGAAAAAAAAAAAAUGUUUAUACGUUAUUUAAACAAUUUUUUUUUAACACGUUAUUUUUUCUCCCCCGACGUUAUUUAAUUUUAUAUACAUAAAUAGAUAUGUGUGAUAUAACAAACAUCGGUAUAAUUUUUGAAUGUCCGGUACGAGACAGUAUCAACAUCACGGUUUUCGUAUCAAAAAAAAAAAAAAAACGGAUACGUGAAAAACACUGCGUUUAUACAUUUCCAUAUUAGGUUUUUUUUUUCUUUAAUUAAAAAAGUUUGACGAUAAAUUUACUAACUCCGUGUAGAUAAGCGAUAAUUAAUGUGUUUAACGCAGGCAUCUAUCGGUUUUCGUUUUAAAACGACAAAUUCACAAUAUAUUUUGUACAAUACCUAUAAUAUAGUUUACAGUUUUCAUUUGGACCGGAUCGACUGGAUUUUUACCCGACGAAUUAAUCAAUCGUUAAUCAUUAUAUUAAAAUUAGUUUUUGUUGGUGUAAUCCGGGUAAAAAUAUCCGUAGAGGCGUGAAAUUUGGACAGAAAACUCGUAUUUGUCUUUUGUAGACGUGGUAAAUUUUCAAAACAUUUGAGCCGUUCUUUAACUAUUUAUAGAUAUUUUUAUUUCGCUAAUUUUUUACGUAAGUAGUUUUUGUUCGAAAGGACUCCGGGGAAGAAAUUUCCAGACCAAACAGAAAUGCUUGAAAAUUUAACAGAGGGUUUAUUACAAGUAGUACUUAUUGGUCAAUAAGUAAAAGUUGAGUUUAAUGAAGUGUUUUCUUUUUUUUUUAUAUAUAAGAAUUUUAAUAUCAAAUUUCGACGAGUAGUAAAAUAUAUUAUUACGUUUUUUAUAUUGUUUUUCGUUGGUUAUGGUUUAUCGUUGUUUACAGAUAUAAAUCAAAAUCCCUUCUGUAUCCUACCUGCCUUCAUUCUUACCUAUAACAGCGGUCCACUCGUCACACAAACUACAAAGUAUGUCCGACCUUUUUUUUUUUUAGUUCUCGGUCGAUUGAGAAACAAAACAUCUGUUUUCGGAUUCGUCGUAUUCUCAAAGUAACAAACGUACGCGUGCGUACGAGUACGGAGUAGUCGAUGUAUUAUUGUAAUAUUCGCACCGAGCUCGUUUCGAACCUAACCGAUUGCUCCGAUUUUCAAGCGUAGCACUUUUUCUGAAAAGAAAUCUGACCGGAGCGGUCAUUCGUGGAGCUCGGUUUUUGAUUUUCUUAGGGGUUUUCAUAACGGGGGGGGGGAAACCGGGAAAAUGUACGAAAUCGAUUGUUUUCGAAUCGUUAAUCAAUGAUGCUAAAUACGGUCGUUGAAAACACCCACAACCGAACUCCGGGCCAGAAGAACCGUUUCUCGUCGGCGCAACGCUCGACCGUCACGUUACCGCGCGCACGCAUCCGAUUUUCUCUCUGCCUUCCCGACUUCCCGACAAACAACAGCGGCGCACGCGAAGUGUACGCCCGUCCGUUUUCGUUUGUGUAACGCGCAACGCGUAAAAGCCGCCGCGCGAUUUACUUUGCUCGCAGGAACGUCGCGGCGGCGGCGCGGACGCACGGUGCACGCGAACAAACGCGCGCGAUUGUUUGCGUUAAUAAUUUGCGACCGUUUCAAAACGCCGCGCGCCGGCGACAUUGGACGCCGUUCCGAAGGCCGUUCUCUACUCUCUCUCUGCGGAUCGCGACAACAUUGUCGUCCGUCCUUGUCGCGUCGUCUCGGCUUUUGGUACGUGCGCGUCGCGCAAUAAUAAUAUUUUGCUACCGUACCGUUUAUUACGAACGUUCGCUUUACUACGGGCGCCCGUGCAUUUCCGCCGCGAACACCGUGGGGGGGAUUCCGAACAAAACUGUUUUCAAAAUGUAUUAUUGUUUCGGUUCACCCGGCAGUGCUUCGCUGUUGCUGGACAACGCGGUCGUAAACAAUAGCGUAUUAUAACAAUAACAAUAACAAUAAUAAUAACGAAAUAGUUUUCUUGUCCGCGAGUCCGUGACGGCCGAAUUAUCAUCCGCGUCACCAAGGCAACCGAUGAACCGACAGAUAUAGAAUUGUAUCGGUAUUCCGAAAAUGCCGAAAACCCUCCGCGUCCCGUCCGGCGGCCAAUUUUUUUUUCGUUUUUUCAUCCGUACCACCAAGGUGACCCGUGAAUAAACAAAAACACAUUAAUAAACAAUUAGAUGUUCGUAUCGAAAACACCCAAACACCCCUGUUUCAUCCCUCCCCCUCCUCCUCCCCUUGGAAGUGUUGAAUUUUCAAAAAUCCUUUCUUAGCGGUUGCAGCCAUAAUUAACUAUCUGCACGCCAGAUUUCGGUCCGAUCCGUCCAAUGGUUAGGCGAUGACGAACCAGUCAGUCAUGACACGUUACUUUAUGUAAUAUGCCAGGUGAUCGUACACGUCAUCUGUGUUGUGACGAUAACGGCGGCGUUUUGAAUAAAUAUUUUUGACCUGGCGGAUGUCGCGAUGAAACGUACAGAAACGUCACGGUCGUAUCGAAUAUCGAGCGAUUUUGUAUCGUGAUAGUCGGCAAUAUUCCGAGUUCGUCCCGGGUAAAAAAAAAAAAAAUUGCAACACCGCAGAUUGGGAUACGAUUUCAAAAUAUUAUAAGGUAUAAUCCGGUACGUCCGGGCCAUUUGAAAACCAAUUCGGAUUGAGUACAACUCGCGGAGAUUUUCGUAAAUCAAAAUAUCCAUAUCGGAUCCGAUAUACGGUUAUUUCUAAUAUUAUGUCAUUUGGUUUUGUGUGGGCGCAGCGCCGUCGUGUUUAUGUUAUGUUUCCGUAGAAGAGUCAAAUCAUAAAAUUCUUCUUCUUCUUUGGCUUUACAAUUCCGUAAGAAUUUUCGCCGCCACCGUCACGCCUUUAGAGUCUACGGUUUUUUUUUUUUUUGUUUUUGUCUUUUUCGAUGCUUUACACUUUUGAAGGAAUACGCGCAUUUGUAACGAUACUUGAAUAUUUGAACGUAUAUUGUUCUUGGUGUAUUAUAUAACGACAAAAACAUUCAAAAACGUUUCCCGCGUAAGAACCCCGAUAUUAUACGCUAACGUUAUUAUUGUAGGUACGUAUAGAUCCGCGCAAUAAAUAUCUUCUUCGACCCGUUCGGAAUCUCGAAACAUACGAACGUCCACGUAAAUAACAAAAAAAAUCACGUUUUAUUAUAAAUUGCGCGUGUAUUUUUUUAUUAUUUAAUUUUUUUUUUUUUCGGGGGAAGAAAAGAAAAGUCGCAGACGGUGCAUCGCAGACGCGAAACGCCUAUAUAUUUAUUAAUUACGCGGGCCGUUUGUGGGUCAAGGCAACCUUGGUGACCGGAUUAUGGACAACUUUAUACUUGCUCACUACGAGACUACGAUAACCGCGAGUCGUUGUGAUUCGCUGUGAUGUAAUACCGUUUGUAACACGCGUAUCUUGUACACUUAUAACGCGACUGCCGUUCGAAACCAGUUUCGGCCCCCGGACACGUUUGUCGGACACAUUAUUAUUGUAAGAGUAUAGGUUACGCGUAAAAAAAAAAAAACGCCGCGAAACGUAUUGGCACAUAAUACCAUAACGUCUCACCCGAAUUUCGCGGCCUCGGUAAGAAUGUAUUUAUUUUUUUUUUCUAUAUAGAUUCUCAGCGCGGCGAUAAACGCGUAUACGGUGUUUCACUGUGACGCACGCGAUUUUUUUCAAUUUUUUUUUUCCGUCGGACUUUUCUCGUUUCUAAACCGCGUAACUUUAGACACCUAAUAUCCGUGCGGGACGCGGAAUGGAGUUGUGGCGUCCGUCUAAAGGUCAAUCGAUCAACCGCCACCGCCAACGUUUGAAAAUCGCAUCGCGAAAACCACAACCGACUCGACAACAAACGCUAACGGUUUGGCUUUUGUUUCGCCGGCCGCAGCGUUGAAGUCUCUCCGCGAUUUUCCGAAACACGCGCACCGAACACUGUAGCCCGAAAAUGUUCGCCGGGUCACACUUGGUUUUAUAUCGAACGUUUUCAUUAAGUCCACGGCGAGCCGGACCUCGAUGGCCCUUCAUUUCCCCGGUCGACGUCCAACAGCAAAUAAUUUUGCGAAAAAUAAGACGCCGAAACGUCAACAAUCUUUUGUUUGAAUAACUCGCCGCGCGUUGUUUGUUCCGACUGUUCCAUAACGGUUAAUUCGUAUUCGACACCACGGGCUUUUCGAAACGAUUAUCAUUCACCGAUGAAAACGAAUGGUAAUUAAUGAAGAAAAUAUUUCAAUACUGCCGGGUGCGUAAUAUCUAAUAGCGAUAUUCAAAGCAAAUACGGUUUACAGUAACGAAACGCGAAUAAAGAAAAGCCGGGCAACUUCGCACGAUUAGUAGGUCACUGUUGUGGAUGAAAAGUGGGAAGUCAUGAAGGUUUAGAAGGAAAUUUAAUGUAUAUCUGUAAGCAACGAAAAACGAUUCUGAGUGAAGUUCAAUUGAUAGUAUUGCUUUGUCAACAUUAUGUAAUGUGUCAUAUUAUGGUAAGAUAAUUACAUAGGGAUUAAACAUUUUUUUUAAUAAUAUUUGUUUAAUAUUGUUCCUAUUUUCCCCUUUUCUCGGUUUUUCCCAUUUAUUGGGAAAAUAAAAAAUGAUCUACUUUAAUAAUAAUAAACAUCUUUAUAAAACCAUACGUUUCUUUGCUUCAAUCAGAAUCUAAAAUAUGAACGCGACAGCCGUGUAAACGAAAUACAGUAAUACACAUUAUCCGAGAAAACUGAACAAUAUUAAAUAUUGUUUUGUGCGUGUCGUAAAUCAAUUGGCCAUGUGAAUAUGUGAUCGUUUGUCGUAUUAAAAUAUUUAAUUUAUUUUAAAACUAUGGCGUUUUUUAGUUUUAAAUUCUAGCAGAACAUUGCCAUAUUUCAAUUUGGAACAGUUUUCUACAUUAUACUUAAAAAAAAAAAAAAAAACACGAUAGCCACAAACAGAAACAUCAUAAAAACAGUUUCAAAUCUAAAUAGGAUUUCGAAUCAAUUAAAAUUUUAAAUCUGACUUUAUUAUAAUGUGUUGCCCAACAAUAAUAACGAUAAUAAAUAAUUCGAUACGAUAUCGGUAUUUCAGUUAGAAAAUUAUAGUAAUGGUAAAUGUUUCUGUGCGUGGUUUUGAUUUAUUACGUCGAGUUUCACAAAAUAGUUCACUCGGUAGGUGAAAUAAUAUAAUUAUACACCUCAACCUGACUUUUAAUUAAUAAUUAUAUUCUUUUUUUUUCAUUUUAAUAGACGUCUUAUCUCUAUAUAUUAUAGGUAAUUACACAUUUAAAUGCGGUUAAAUCGGUUAAUCAUUACUCAACAAUAAGCUCAAUGUGAACGCGUGGAUCUCUUUGAUAAGAAAAGUCGGCCGUCUAUAGUCUACGCAGUUGAUUAUACCUAUUAUAAUAUCUGUGGCAAUAAUUGAAAUAUAAUAGCGAAACAGCCGUAUAGGAAUGAUUAUUAUUUAUUACCAUUGUAAAGGAUGUAGGCAUUCCGCGUAUAUUUGUUGUACGACCUACGGUGCACCUGUAAAUUAUAUGCUUUUUAUAAGUAUUACGAGUAUAGUACAAUUAUGCUGCAUUUGAAAAUACAUUUACAGUAAGUAUAUAGUAGGCAUUCACGGAGUUCACUAAAAACAGAUUAAAAAAAAAUGUGUACAAAUACAGAUUUUUUUUUUUUUACAUUUUAUCCCAUAGAUCGAGUCGUUUUAUUUAUAACACAGUUUAUAAAAUAUUCAGCUGGUUUAAUAAUAACAAUACCGAAGCAAGUUAAAAUGGCGAAUUCUUCGAAUUUUAAACACGGUGUAAUUUUUCCGUUUAAUACAAGAAAAACCGUAUUAACACGUUUGUUUAAAAGUAUUUGAAAUGAGUAUUCGAGUACAAACAUAUUUGAAAAAUGUUUGAUUUACCAAAUCGAGUAUAAUUUUCGCGGUAAUAUUAUUAAAAAAAAAAAAAAAACGUAUUCGUAUAAGUUUACUUAAAAGUAUUAGAAUGUUUCGAUUUAAAUAAUACCUGCUAAAAAUACCUUACAAGAUUGAUCUAAAGGUAAUGAACAAAAUAAUACCUACUUAUAAAACGUAUGUUACUUUUGUAUUGUUUCAAGUUUUUAUUUUUUCCCGAAAGACUUCAAAAUACUAGCAAUCGGUAAGUGAUUUAUUUACGUGCGUUUGAAAAUACCCGAACAAAAAUUCUGUUUACUUUUAGCUUUUAGAUUUAUAAUAAUAUUACCUGCUACUACUUGGAACUGACAAAAUCUUUAAAGUGUGACGUAUAUUACGGUGAGUGUAAAUUAAAUCAACAAACUUAACAGACACCGUGCACCGUGAACAAUACCAAAGUAAAAUUAUAUACCGUAAUAUUUUGCGAUAAUUUCAACCCUUCAAAAGAAGUAACAAAAGUCGAAAACUCUGCGGGACAUAAUAAACUUUGAAUGAAAAUAAUAUCAAAACAAACGCCGGGACUUUGAGGGUCGUUGUCCGACCAAAUUUAAUUUACUUCGGCGCAAAUGUUUUUUUUAUCGGAGAUAUUAACGAGCGAGGUUAUGAUAAGUUGACACGUUUGAUGCCAAUGCGAAUGCAGAGUUAAAAAUUUCAUCAUAACAUACGUGCAGAUUAUAACAGUGUCGGGUCUUGUAAAAAUAUGCGUAUUUUUACCUGUAUGCAAAACAUGCAAGUUCGAUAACGAAAAAAACAAGAGAAAACCGACGUUUUUGUUUUUUGUUUCGAACGCAUGGAUGUGCGCUUUUUAUUUUUUGUGAUUGUAAACAACUUUUCUACCUGAAAUAAUGCUCCGAUCAAAAAUUAACAAAAUAGUAUUAUUGUAGCGUUUCGGAUCUAGAUGGCAAUUUGAAGAGAUAAUUUUUUGAUUUUCUGAAGCUGUUUUCAUAAUAAUUGGAAAAAAAAUAUUUAGACGAAUUGAGAAAUAUACAGUGAUAAAAGUGUCAUUAUUCUAUAUUUUUUUUUGUUGUAAUUCAGUUUAAAAUUUUCACGGAAUACUUAUGGUUGGUCUUUUUUAUACGUAGUAAACUUUUCAAAAUAUUCCGGCAAUUUUUGAGCUAUUUAUAAGUAUUUGACUUUUACGAGGUUUUUCAGUUUCUAUUUGGUUUUUAGUGGAUACAAUUGUUUUAAUAUUUGGAAAUUUUACUCGAGGUUCUAAAUAAGCUAUACUUAGUUGUCAAAAAAAGUUUGACGUAAUGUAGUUGUUUUUUUUUUUUUCAUAAGUAUUAUGAGUUAAAAUUUUAACGAAAACGUAAACAUCACGGCAUUGCGAAACAUAUUUAACCAAACUCCGCUCACAAUCAUAUUUCAACCGCAAUGAUUAAUCGUUUGCGUGCAGACAGAAAUUAAAUAACCUUAUGACGUAUCCUAUAUACCUUAUCAACUUCCCGCCGACGACAGUGGCACGUCCAAUGUCAGUUAUCUUUUCUGUUUUGAUUCGAGUUUAUUUUUUGGAACCCUUGACGGUUUAUUUUCACACUUCUACGAAUGUGUCCGUACAAGGAUAAUAUUUCGUUCGCGUCAAUCUUUCAAACCGGUUCUUUGAAACGUGUAAAAUAUUCAUAUCAGUAAUUUAUUAUAAAGGAUAAUUUUUGCUCUUUUGAUCUUGUUUACUAUAUUAUCAAAAUGUAACCUUUUUUCUCCGUAUACAUACCGAACGUACACAUGUAAUUAUGUCGACUUUGUAAAGACAUGUGUUAUUUUUUCUCGAAUUUACAGUUAAGACUGUAGAGCUCGAAAUUAAAUUCCAUCAUGAUAAAAAAAAAAAAAAAAAAAAAUGCCGUUCUGUACAAAAAGCCCAGUAGCGCGUGUAUCUGAUUUUAAUAAGUUAUAGCAAUAAACAUAAUACGUAACAUAGGCCGUGAACUAUCAACGAAUUUUUUUUUUUUAAUUUCGAAAAUUAAUUUAGACGCAUUAUAAUUUUUUUCAAACCGGGUUUAUUAUACCAAUAUUGUAUUUCGUAUUUGAAAAACGAUUCGAAUCGAAUCCCUUUCCGUUUUGUAUUAUGUUAAUUGAUUAUGCAAAUAAUCUGAAAGGACAAUGGAGCUGCCGUCGAGAGUGGGCGCAGGGUAAUAAUAAUACACUGAUAUAUAUUUGAUCAAAAAUAUCUCGCCAAACAUAUCCUGUAAAAUGGGUAACGGUCAUAACAGGUUACGCCUGCCGUUAUGGAGCGUAAUAAGGUAGAGAUAGGAUAUGUGAAUGAGCUCAAAAAUAUCAAAAAAAAAAAAAAAAAACUACUUCAACGACCUAAUAACUAUACAAAUAAAACAAAAUAACACUUCAACGUCGAUAGAAAAUAUAUCGUACGUAUAUGUUGAUAAUAUGUAUACAUCGUCGAUUGUCUGAAAAAGCUUUUGCAAUAGGACGCGCGAACAAAACAAAAUUGUUAAUAAUAAUUAUUUUGACAACAAUGGAAACUAUUUACGUUCCACUAAUAACAUUUUAUACACGUACAACUACAAUUUAUAUGUUAAUCAUAAUAAUUUUAAACCAGUUCACUGAUCUAAAAAUAUACAUCAAAUUACCAACACGUGGACUUACAUAUGUGUAAAAUAGUCGACUGAAAUUUAGGAACGUAGUAUCCAUCCCCAAGAUCAGUUUAGUCGAUCAUUCGCAUGUUUAUAUUGAUAUUAAUUAUGGUUUAUUACAAAAUAAUAUAAUAUAGUAUCCAAAAUACUACAUGAUUGGCCAACAUAUUUGUACAAAAUAAAAAUAACGUAAAAAUACAAAAUAUACAAAAUAUUGUAUUGUAAAUAUUUGUAUAUCAGUUCAUAAGAAAAUGAGUUGUUCAGAAAGCUCAUCCAGUUGGAGUUGUAUGCUCUCAGUACAAAAAAAACGUAAAAAUGUAGCUAAUCGUAUAGCUAAAUGUUUGAGAAACUAUGCAAUUGGUAAACAAUUAUCGGUCGCAAUAAUAAUAUUUAAUAAAUAAUCAUUAAUGGGAUUUAAUAAAUACUUUUAUCAAAGUAAUAAACCUUUGGUACCUAUACACUUAUAAAAGUUGAAACGCAUUAAUUGUUCGUCGGCAGUAAUAACGAUAAUAAUAAUAAUAUUCGUUACUUUGAUAAACACUUUUAAAAGUGGAAAAACGCAAUGGAUCCUACAUUUGUUCGUAAUUCUUUUCCUUUUUCUUUUUUUAAACGAACGAGUAAAAAAAAAAAAUAAGAUACAAUCUAUGGGACUGCGGACCACCUAUGCCAGGCUCACGGACCGCUGGUCGGGAAACACUGUUUUAAAUAACGUAUAAACAAACAUUGCUCAGAAUUGUUUUUCGUUUGAAAUGGUCGCACGUUUAAGGGCGUGAUUUGUUCUCGAGUACGGAGCCGAUAUAAAAGGAAACCCAAUAUCAUUAACAAAUUCAUCGGAAACUAAAAUGUCGCAAGUCCCCUACCCAAUCGUUUUUGUACAUAAUUCCCUUAGCUUUAUACCAUGAAACCAUAACAUUAUUGUUUUUAAUUUAGCGUAUGCCGGUAUUGUGCACCGAAGUUGGGCGGUAGUUAAAUGUUAUGACGAACCGUACAAAGACGUCCGUAAAACAAUAUCGAUGCCUCGAGCGGUACUGCAGAUUUACGAACCGCCUUUAUAAUACCGCCUCGUCUUUAAAUCGCUAUUAAAAGUUGAAAGAGAUUGUUUACCCGUAUCGUAAUAAUAUAAUAUAAUUUAUACGCGUACCUGCGUGUACGCAAAGCGACAAUUCGACAAAAUACGCAAAAACUUUUACUCUGUUCGGUAUUUUUCACAAUAAUUAGUAAAACUAAUAGAUCGCUACAAUUACCUCUACUCUAUAAUUAAAGAUCGAAAAUCGAUGUUUUUUUUUUUUUUUUUUUUUUAAAAAUCGGUUUUACAAAAUCCACAAUAGCCUGCAUUUUAUAAGUAUAUUUCGAAACGAAAUGUCGACGUUGCAAAUGUUUUACAAAAAGUUUACAGAAAAUUAUUGAUGACAUAUUUAUUUUCAUUGGACACAUUCGGUCGUUCAUCAUCCAAAUCAUUUUGAUCAUUGAGACCCCGAGCGUAACGUGCGGUAAAUAAUAGGUAUUCGUAUUGGAAUGUUACUUUUUUUUAAUUAUUAUUUAACACGGUAUGUUGAUUUUAUGCACCGUCGUGUACAUAAUUUACAUUACUGCCAUGCCAUAAUAUACAAAACGCGUGGUUCGUUGCGAAAAAUCCGUAUCCUAUACAGAGCGGUUCUGUUAUCAUCGUUACCCGCACUUACCAUUAUUAUGAUCAAUUUACGACCCUAUCCCAUUACUCCGGUCUAAAUUAUUUGAACCGUUAGAACUCCUAAACAGUAAAUCCAAUGUAUGUGAAAAAAAAAAAAAACCAAAUAAAAAAUAAUUUGAACUGUUAAUGCUAUACAAAUAUAUACGAAUAAUUUUAGUAUUAUAGCAUGCGUAUCAAAAUUGUUCAGAAAAAUGUCCUCGCGUCUGUGUCGCCUCUUUAAAAUCAAAAGUUUACGCAGUGUACACUCAUUUAAGGCACAACAAGAGUGCAUUUGAAAACUGCUGUUAAAAGGUGUUAAACUUUAAAAUAUAUUCCGUUUCUAUAUUUCGUUUGAUAUUGAAUUAAAAACGGACGCGCCGUAGAUUGACUCGCGCUUUCGCCGUAAGCCGUCCGUAAUAAUAAUAAAUAAUUAAUAACGUUACACUCGCCGAUUCAUUUAGUACUCAUUUCGAGACAAAACGACACUUCGACAGAAUGUUCGUGUGCGUCCGAAAACCGAUCAACCCGACGUCCGAUAACAUAUUAAUAAUUCGACUUUUUUUUUUUUUUUGCCUCUACUUGCAUAAUAUAAUACUAUACUACCUAUUAACUUCAAACUACGGUGUUUCGUUGUUUAGUUUUCCGUACACUGACCAUUUUUGAUUACGUUUAAAACGACAGACUGCGAACCAACAAGAUCCGUGUACGAUAAAAUUCAUUUCGGCGUUACGUAUUUACUGUCUGUGCGUACAUUUUUAAAUGUUUCGUUGUCAUACCGCACGGACCGAAUACAAUUCGUAUAGAAAAACGCGUUAUUUUCGUGUGAAACGAUAGAUGAUAAUAUUGCCGUCAACGCAUUUGAAAAGAAAUAAAUUAUUAUUAUUAUUAUUACGACGACAUAAUUUUACGGCGAUUGAAUCAAAUCACACGCAACGUUUUAUAGCGAUUUUAACAAAUUGACCGGAUAGUAACCGGGUCGAGUUUAUUUUACUGUACGCCAAGUACGGCAUUUAGUCUCGCCGUGACCGUUAUUGUGCGUACAAAAGCCGUUAAUGUGGAAAAUGUCCGGUGGGGGGGCAGAGGGGAGCUGAAAUUGUAAACCUUAACGUAGGUUGUUGCGUUUUAGCAAUAAACGUGCAACUAUCGCGACACGGCUACGCGAUUCCGUUUAUAGUUUUUUACUCGGCUUAGUUGUUUUACUUUUUUUUCCAGAACAACUCAACAUGAACAACUCGUUAAAAUAACAAAAUCGACCGACUAUCCCGGCUAUACCCUAACAACCCGAUUUAAAUAUACCAAAACAAUAUAAAUACGCGACGACGACGACGUACAUUUACGGUAGCGUUUUAUCGAUCGGUUUACUGAUAGUUACGACGUGCACAUUGGUACGUAGGCGGUAGGUGCCUACACAAUGCGUAGUAAAUAUAUUACAUAUUAUUAUUAUAUCGUUUGGCAAACGGACGCGUUAAUUAUUAGGUUACCGUGGAUUGUUAUGGCAAAGCGAUUUGUUUGCGGUUUAUCGGUCGACCUCCAUUUGCGGUGAAGUUACAAAACGCGUACCGUACAGUACGACGAUAAAUCCGACUGUAGACAUUUUAAACAGUACCCGAUAAAACGCAGUUACACUGCCUUUCCGCAGUAAUGGCGUAAUAUCGGUAACGUCAACAGUUCCGUACGUUAAAAUCAAUUCCGUGACGCGUACUAUGGCGUCCGGACUGUGUUCGACGGCGAUUUUCUGGAGCAGCUAUUAAUAUUAAUUUUUUUAUUUCGGUCCGUUUUUCUUCGAAGGUAACGUCUAUUUUCGCCACCCGAUCUCAAUAGAUUAAAAAAAAAAAAAAAACUUUCUAAAUAAAUUUCCAACGUUUUCAAUUUUUACCAAAACGAAUCGAGUUAUUCCUGAUUGCGUUACGCGGUAUCUUGUCUCGUUUUUCACACCAUUUCCGUAGAAAUUAAAGCGACUGAUGCUAGAAACCCAUUGAUCCGACAUGAAUGCAUUGACAUUUUUAGAAUAAUACAUUAUACAAAACGGCUAUUUUUUUUCCCUUAGAAAUUAUAGGUCGAAAAUAAAACGAGUCCCUCUCGAGGAAAAACAUGAUAUUAAAAUAAGUUGCCUAUGAAUUCUGUCUUAACUAUCCCUGGAAAAAUCCGGUGGAACACGGUCCGACACUCUGUAUUAUACGGGAUUGCUUUUUUCGAAAACUGUUUAAAAAAAAAAAAAAAAAUGCGAAAUUUCGCUUGUACGUUUUCUCGUUGACGGCAACGUAAAAAUAUGAAAAACAUUCCGUAAAAUAUUAAUUAUUAUUUAAGGCGAUUUUAGUUUUUAAAUUUUUUUUUUUUUUUAUCGUAAACCCGCAGCAGCGAUUAGCAUAAUACCUAUAAUUUUAGUUAAUAUAUUAUUUCUGUGAAGUACAAAGUUGUUUUCGGGUUGUUUAAAACAUAAGUUUUUCAAGUGUUCAUCAAGUUCCUCUUAAAAUUAUUUUUAAUAAAUACUUAAUAAUAAUAAUUCUCGUAUCGGGUAAAAUUAUUUUUGACUUGUCUGCGCGACCAUCGUCGUAAUAAAAUUACGAUCAUAAACAGAGAUUAAAAUAACUAUUAUUCAAUUUUCCAUUUUACAAUAUUGUUUUCCAUAACGGAUUUCCCGGUGCGGGGUAUAAUAUUGCGCAUAUUCGCGAAAAAAAUUAUAAUUAUUAAUGACUUUUAAAAUGCGUUUUAACAGGUUUUGAUUGUUUAGAGCGCGAUUCCGUUAAACAUUAAUUACCUCGCCAUAUGUUAUUUGUAUUAUUAUUAUUUUUUGUUUUUUUUUAACGGUAUACCUACUAAACGGUUUUAAAUUCAACACUCGGUUAUACCUACGCUGUAGGGUUCCGCAUACAUACUCUCUAAUGGUUCACCUGACACAAUUUUCCCACCUAUACCAGAAAUGUGUUCGACCUAUGAUUAUUUUUUUAUCUAAACCUUUUCAAUGCAUUUUUCUAGUACAAUACGCGGUGACUAUGUUACAGUGUUUAUCGAUGGGAUAUUUCAAUAAUUUGACUAUAGAACAUCGCUUUCUGCAGAACAAUAAUAGCGUAAUAAUUAUAACGAGUAGAAGGUGUGGCUCAUUAUUGAACUUUUUUAUAGAAAUUGCAUUUCCUCGGUCAUCAUUGCAAUUUGAAACUGUGAUUAUCUCUUCGACAGCAACAAUCCUACACACCUAUAAUACAAAUCGGAUUAUUCAUAAAAACAAAACAAAUAUUACUAACCUUUAUCGUCCCUACGAAUUUACAGUUCCGUGUAUCGUAAUUUCGGUUCAUUAUCGAUUGACUUAAAAUGCCUAGCUGAUUUAAUUAUCGACCGACGAAAAGAAUUGUUCCUGCGCGUUUUUAUUAGUUCACUGAUGGUUAGCUGUACGCUAUCUGACAGUUAGUGAAAUUUUAGCGACACGUUGUAACGGCGGUCCUAAAUGUGUUCGGUAAGCUAUAGCGGAUGGUUUAGCGGGGUAUUAUUGUAACAACAGCCCUGCCGUUUUCCGGUGAUACUAGUAGUCCACGCCUGGCAGCUAUAAUAAUAUCUGUAAACGUCUGCCUUGUCAUAUUGUCACAUAAAGUCUCGAUAUUUUACACAUAAGGUCGAUAAAAAAAAAAAAACCCGCCCCCUCAUAAACAAUAAGUUGCGUAUUUUUAUUACACCGUAUACUUACGUACCCAACAGGGCUUUAUAGUGUAUUACAUAGUGUUGAACAUUUUAUUGAGUAAUAUUUAUCUUUGUUUGUUUUUUUUUUUUUAUUUAUCUAUCUAAUUUGCAGUAACCGUGAGUACAUUUUCGGUACGUACGGUACACGGUAAAUGUAUAUAAAUCCGAAAAAACUGGUCGCGCAUUCCGUAGCCACGCCUAAGAGUCAACAUAAAAAAUAUAUAAAACGACAGACAUUUACGAUCGUAAAAUAAUGGUCAACAAAACACGAGCCAGUCGUUGGGAACGAACGUGAAUUUUCACAAAAAAAUUAAUUAUUUACCUGCAUUGUUUGUUAUAAUAUCGUAUUCUUUGUUUCUCGGCUGUUUACAUCACGCGAUAUUGUAAAAAAAAAAAAAAAAAUCAAAAUAUAGCCUGUUCGUUUGAUUUAUUUCUAGAAACUCGUCCUAAACAAAUGACGUAAUAUACGUAACUAAAUAUCGUUGUCAUUAUUAUUUUUUGAAACAGGAAACUGUUGUGUAGGGUGAAAGUGCACGUCAUGCGACCGCGGACGCGUCGUGUGCUCGUGAACAUUUCGAUUUUCCGUUAAUUAUUUCGACCCCUGCAGUAUAAUAGAAUGACGUGAUUUUUUUUUUUUUUUAAAAAAAAAUAAUAUUCCGCCGAAAAUGAAGAUAGGUUAGUAAUACACCAGCGGAAAUGACGGAAAUUCGAUUUUUCGCGUUGAAUUCAAAAAGAAAAAAAAAUACAAAAAAAAAUCAUUCCGAGCCAUUAAAGUACACCGUAAUGUACAGUAUGCACAUAAGAUAAACGAUAACGCGAGUCAGAAAAUACGAAUUUAACGUUUCGUAAUGUUCGCACGACGUAUAUUAUUAUUAUUAUUAUUUUUUUUUGCAAACGCAUUGUUAUAUAAUAUAGGGGGUAAAAGUCAUCUCUUUCGCGCGCGCGCGUGUGUGUGCAGCACCGCAGUGGCACCCAAACUAUGCAUUUCGAGUUUUCGUCGCCGAUCGGGAUUCGGGAUAGUCGGGUAGAACGGGCACAGGCAUUCGGAGUAGCGUACUGUUAUAGGCCGUAGACGCGUGGAGAGGAAUGACGGCCGCAUCCGGAUUUCGCGGAUUUUGUUGGUUAUCGUUUGACCCUAAUCCCCAUAGUAGAAUUAUAUAGCUCGUGUUACGCGCGCGCGCGCGCGCGGCGAACGCGUAUCGUACCGGGGCGGUGUCACGGCCAGCCGAUACUUGUGGUGUCGUCGUGCCCGUUACGCGUGUCACUCCGGGCCGUACGAUACGGCCGUCUCGCGUUGGUUGGGCGACCCGGCCGCGUAAAAACGGCGGUAAUCCGAAUACCCGGACGUUCGGAUUGCGCGCGCGUUCGCCGCGCGGCGGGUUUUGGGCGCCACUGUUCGCGGCGCGCGCGCGUACCGCGGACACCGCGCUGUCGUUAUCGACUCGCAAAUCGAACGUCCCGUAAAUUUUUAUUAUUAGCUCGCGGAAUUUAACGCGUGUUUUGAGCGCGCGCGGGAGACGACGUUUACGAGGCCGUCUAACGACGCGUCGUUAACCGUUCCGGCAGACGUCCGCGGGCCGCGACGUCGCGCCGGAAUCGCGCCGUUUCUGUUUCGUCGCGUACACGCGCGACGGCGCGAGGUUCGCCCGUCGCACGCGGGCAUACUGUACCGUUCGAAACCGGCGAAAGCCAUUCCAAAGUUAUCCGUACGCGCGUGACGCUCGUUGUUAUUGCGCGAAACGCGGAUUUUUUUUGUGAUUUAUUAUUAUUAUUUUUUUUUUUCGAAAAAUUUGUUUUCCUUCUCCCCGUCUCGACAAAACCGGCCGCGGCUGUAAUACGUUACGUUACCGUCAUCACGUACUCAUUGGUCAUUACCGUUCGGGGCACAUGCCGAGCCCGUGCCGUUUUUAAUUUUUACACCGUUUUCGCGGCCGUAGUAGGCACUGGCGCAUUGUAUUUACAGGGGCGCGAAGUUGUCAUUACGCGUUUUUAGCAGAACUCUCCGAAACACAUCCAACAGUGUUUAGACAGACUCGUCGGAGUACCGAUUUUUCAAUUAUCCCGCUUUUUAUUUUGUUACGCUGAAUUCACACCGCUUAGCUAUUAUGUAUACUAAAACCGUUCGAAAAACCUUCCGACAACGUUCAAAUACACUUGCCGGACAUUGUUGAAUAUUCGUUGGACAUUUUUUUUUUUUUUUUUUUAAUAAAACUGUUGAAUAUCGAAAACGGUAAUUUGUUUCAAAACCUUACAACAUUUCUGAAAAUGUAUAUUCUGUUAUUCGUUGAGGCGUUAUUUUUAUUACGCGGUUUUAUUUAUUUGGACAGUAUUGGUUAAGAACACAUAUUGUUUCAACUCCGGUAAUAAUAAUAUUAAGCAGUAGCCGUGUAGUAACCAAGCUGUCACGAGUGUAAUAGUGUCGUGAUUUUCAAAAAUUUAAAAAUUGUAAUGUUUUCGCGCUGGAAAAAAAACUUAAAUACUCUACUCUAUAGACUAUACAUAUUUUGUAUCUGUUUUAUAACAUUCGAUCAACCGCAAUGGGUGUAACCAAUAGUAGAUAAUAAAAUAACCAAAUAUUUUAGGAUCGUGAGCCAGUUCAUCUCCUCGCGGUGCACCGUGGGUAACACUGAGUUAACCGGGGUAACCCCGAUCUGGGUUACGUUGAAAAUAUAAUAUAUUUUUUUUCAGUGACGCACCCGGAUGAUAUCCUAUUCCGGACGCACUCGGUAACAUUGAAAAAGUGUCGUUACUUGACGCAUUCGGGUAACACCGACUGCCUGCAACACUUACUUUCGGCCGUGAAACGACUGGGUACCCAGUAUACACACUUUUGAUUUAUUUUCAAGCGAAAAUGUGAUAUUCAACAUUCCGCGAACGGGCGGACCUGUAUUAGUUUACAUAAAUAUCGAUGUUGAAAUUUUCGAUUUCCGUCGACCCGCGUCGUUGACGAGAUACUCAACUUGUUAAGUUUUGGUACUGGGAGAGUGGUGGAACGCCGCGGAUUCAAACGCCGCGCGCUGCACAAAUGACGCUCCGCUACUCGCCCUCCCAACCAAAACUCGAAAGCGGAAUAACUCGUCGGCGGAAAUCAACGGUUUCGAGACCGAAAUGUACUUAAACUAAUACUCCGUUUAUUCGCGGGGUUUCGAUGCCGUUUGAAAAUCAAAAGCGGAUAGUCGCGUUUCGCCCGCGAAAAUAAGAACGACGAACAAUAAUGUACAUGCUGCAUUUCACAGCCGCUUGUUUCGUAAACUGUCCGAAAACAAAUAAAAAAUUCUGAAAAAUGUUAAUACGUUCCGAGAAACCGUAAUGCGGGUACGCAUUCCUUUUUUGCGGGACACCGCUUGUGUAGUACUAUAACAAUAUUACGCGACACUUUUAAACAUUAUCCAAACUGGGAAUAGCGGAUAAAGGCCCGAACUCAUACUCCGGGUAACAGACUCACUGUUGCAGUCGGAAAGCCGAGAAAGUGUAUAGGAUGUUGGGCGAUGUAUAUUAUAGUUAACAUAAUUAAUCGUUGCAACCGAAACGCUAUUCAGAGCGGCGAUUGGCAAACUAGUUGAUAAAGUCACGGUUGUGUUACUUUUGCCCUUGCAGCAUAGUCAAUAAGGCAAUCAUUUGCGAAAUAACGAGUGGUUUAUGUUAAACCAAUCGCUACAUUUAUAAUCGUAUACGUAUAGGCCGUAUAACGAAAUCGUAAGAUGUAAUAAGAUAUAAAUAAUAAAAAGAAAACCAGAGCGCGGGAUAAAAACGCUGUUUGCCCGCAUGUAUCUAUAAUGAUAUUGAAAAACAAUUUCGUUCUGGCGAGUUUUUAAAACAAUUAAACGUGCCUAUUUGAUUACGAUCGUAUUUUUUUACAUGUAGUGAACGGGUUUAUACGUUUAAAAAUCGUUCAUAUUUAAAUAGAUCGUAUUAACAGACACGUCGUGUAGUACACGCGAACACUGUUAUCGAGAAUACUUUUUUCAGAAGUGUUCAAUAAACUAUAUUAUUAUUCUGAACGUGGUUUUAAUAAAAAGUCGAAAAAUCGAAAAAUAAAAAAAAAAACAUUUGCUUAGUCUCGUUUUAGAGUGUUUAAAAUGCUCGACUUUAAAAAUUAUAACGAAUAAAAUAAUCACAAUAUCGAAAUAAACGUUACUUCAAUAUCCAAAAGCAAUUGGAAACUGUUAAUUUUCAUUUGAACAAUAUUUUCGAAAUGAAUACAGGAACCGUCUGAGGCAAAUCGUCAGAGCGUAAUUUAGUUAUUUUAAUUUACUCGUUGAACGUACAAGUGUUUAAAUUCGCGGCCCGUAUCACCGUUGAUACUGGUAAUAUUGUAGCUUACGAUACCUACCCGACGGUCAAUAUUAUUAGGUAAAAAAACAAACGGACCAGAAUCAACAAAUUGAUGAUGAUUAUAAUAUUAUCAUUUGAUCCGUAUCGUGCGCAGUGCGUGUAGUAAGUAUGUGUAGACGAUUAUCCCCGCGUUGCGGUAUCCUUACAUGGAAUUGAACUAUUUAAAUUUUGAACAUAAUUUAUGCAAUACACAUAUUUUAUCAUAUUUCGAAAUUCGCACAUUGACUUUAAAUGCUUUGCAAUUCGACCCGUAUAAAGUCGAGCGUCCGUGUGUCUUUCUCCCUCUCUUCUCUAAAUCUCCCGUUCUCCCCAUCUCUCUUAUAAUAUUAUAGCUGAUACGGUUCAUAAUAUACUCGUUGUCUGUACGAAUAUACGCUAUCUAUCAUCAUAAUAAACCAAACAUCGGGAAUGCCCCCCCCACGGGGCAAUAACAGUGACUUGCAAGACAUUACCGUAGCGAUUUGCAGGACGUUUCGCGUGGAAAAAUAAAAAUAUAAAAUGUGUAAUCGCUCGCGAUACUGCACUGUUGAAAAAAAAACCGAAACAAUCGUGUACGCGCGUAUUCAAUCGCGAGCUUUUUAUUUUUGUAUAGUUUCCGUCUUUGACCGCGAAACCGAUGAAAAUUAUUGUUUCGGCCGCCGAAAAUAUCUCGUCUUCGUUCAUCCGGCAAUAAUUAUUAUCAGCCAAGACACCUCAUUGAUGAUUCACUUUUGACGUCACUGUAUAUAAGCGCUUGUAUUAAUAUUUCUCCACGAAACCAAUUUGCCUGCACAACAUACAUAAAAUACGGCAUUUCAAUUAACUUCUCAAUUGAUCAGUCCGCUAGAGUUAAUUCGAAAACGACCGGCCUUAUUGAAACUAUACAAUAUUAUUAACGAUAAUAAUUAUUGAUGAGCAUACCUACCCCCCACACGUUUAUUGUUUUUCAAUAAUAAUUUAUUUUUGUCUUUUUCGGUGGAAAAAUUAUAGUUUUAAGUUGAAUAAAGAAAAAAUUAUAUUGUAUUUUAUUGUCAAGUACGAAUGAGCCAAAUAGUCGCUUUGUGAUCUGUAAAUACUUAGAAUGUUAAAAUCCGGAUUACAGUUUUCACUUAAAAUGCGAAAUAAUUUCGGUUUUUAUUUCUUCUUUUGGAAAUGUAUUUGAAUAACAAACCGGUCAGGUUAAGGUGCGGAAUAUAAAAACUUCAAAAUGUAUCCAGUAAUCGGCUGUAGUCGAUAUUUCAUAACACAUAAACAAAUAUUAACAUAACAUUAAAAACGUGUAUGUUGUUUAUAUUUAAUUAAAUAUAUUUAUAUUUUGCUAUAGAAGAAAAAAACAACAUAUUUACAUAAUACAUUCGCGUUUUCCCCCUUUAAUUGUAGCCUGCAAUAAAUAAUUCACAAAUUAACCAAGUUUUUGGUUUACAUCUUUUUUUAUUUUUUAAAAAACUGAUUGGAAUUUCGUUAGUUUUAACGAAUUUAUGAAUUUUGUAUCUGCGUUAUAAGACCACUCUGAAUCUAAAAAUAUUUUUAAAGUAAAUUUAUUUAAAACGCAUAGAGGUAUCCGUUUUGCUCAAGUUUGGUUCGGUAAAUUAUUGUCAAAAAAACCGUUAUGCACACAUCGUAAUAAUAAUUAUUAUUGUAACCAAUACAUAAUAUCACUAAAAAAAAAAAAAAGAAAUAAAGAAAAAACGAAUUGUUUGUAUGUAAACGAUUGAACGAUUAUUUCAAACUACUGGGAAAUAUGAUUUAUAAUUAAAGUCAGUCCGAAAAGGGUGGUAUAGAUAUUUUCGGGUUAAAUAGGCUGGUCCCAGACCCCAGUUUAAACUUGGGGAAACUGACUGCGCCGUAGUAAAAUUAAAUAUUUAAAUUGGAAAUCAUUCGCCUCGUCAGAGGUUGCCGGGGGUUACCUUUUUCAAUAAUUAUUCUGCUGUUCAUUGAGAACAUUCGGUCAUUGCGUGCACUUCUUGACUUUGAUAUAGGCCCGAUAGAGUAGCUCAAGAUGCAUUCAAAAACCGCUAUUAUUUAUAGGGUUUAUCACGAAAAUCUGAAAAAUACGCUAACUCGUUAUUGUCCGAAGUUUACAAUGGUUUAAGUGGUUUAUUUAUCGCCAGAACUGUAAAUAACACCAUCGAUUCGCAAAUUUUUCCCAGAAAAAUAAUUGAGUUAAUGAACAUCGAAAACUCCAAAAAAAAUCGUAAAAACUAAACGAUUUAUAUUUAAAGUGAAUAUUCGUAACCCCAAAAUUAUUGAUUUCAAAGUAUACUUGGAAAACGGCUAUCCCGGAAUCUGUAAAAAAAAAGAAACUAUUUUUAGUUUUAAGAAAAAUAUAUAGUAUAGAAAUCAUAGAGCAAGGUCUUGUGAUUAUUUAAAAAAUAAAAGCAAUCAAUUUUUAACCGUCUGGAAAAAAAUGUAUUGUUACCGAUAUACUUAAUUUAUAAUUAUUUUAUUAACUUAACGAUUCGAAAACUUACAAUUUUUUUUUUUAAUCAUCUUUUUAGAUUCGGCGAGAAGCUUUAUUGUAAAAUGCUUUUCUGUUAGUAAAAACGACCCGACUUUUUCAUGGCAUAUACCUCAAAAUACGCGGAUUUUUUUCUCGGCGUAUUUUUUAUCCGAAUUUCCGACCGUUUGUCCUUAGGCCUUUAUUUGUAUAGCCUCGGAAAAAAAUUGUUCGAUAUUUAUCUUAUUUAUUCUACCGAUGUCGCAGAUCGCGUUACUUAUAAAAUUAUUAUAGUGGGAAAUAAUAAUCAUUUUUUUUUUUAAACAAAUAGAAUUUACACGGUUUACAAUAACCGCACUUGAAAUACAUUAGGUAUUCUGAGCCAUUUUUUUUUUGAUUUUUUUUUUUUUUUACGUACGAGUUUUAUGAAUAAAAUAUUACAUCACAGAGCGCGGUUUAUUUGUCAUACAGUUCCGACAGAAACGAGCGGAUAAAUACGGAACCCGCGUGCAAACAAACGGCAAAUCGUUUGCAGCACGCUGUUAGCGGUUCGUCAUAAAUCACUAUUAUAUAUAGGGGAGGCGCCUACCUAUAUAGAAUAUAUAAAAAAAUUACGUGCGUAUAUAACGUCAUUAUUACGUUUUCCGAAUUAUCGUUUUCCUUCUUUAUUUAUUUUUACACUGCGAUGCGUUAAAAUUUAUUUACCAAACGUUUUAACGGGGAAGGUACGGGAAAUAUUAUUAUUCCUUUCCUGUUAUAGUAUUACACGUAACACAGUAUCCGCCUACAUCUUAUAUUCUGCCGACACAGACACUCGCGAAAUGGGACUUCGGAUUUUAAUAUCCGCACGAUCGUCUCGCGUCUGUCCGCGUUAAACCUGUAGGCGUACCUAAUAAUAAAUAAUCCGUAAAAAAAAAAAAAAAAAUUUAAAUAUUCAGGGUAUUAUCGUUAUCCUCAUACUAUAUACCUAUUCAUAUAUUGUGGGUACACGUAUUAUUGUCGAUUGAAAAUUUUGUACAAAUAAUAAAAAAAAAAAUAAUGAUAAUAUCGUUACGGGUUUUUCUAGCGCUUACAUCGUGGUCGCGAGAAACAUGCCGCGCGCAUAGUAUUAAAUAACAAUAUUCCUUUUUAAAUAAAUACGAAAAACGAUAAAAAAAAAAAACCAACAACAACAACUUCUUCCGCCGUGUUAUUUAUUGUUAUUGAAUAAAAAAUUAUAGCCUCGCGGCUAUCCGUACCGCUGUUAUUAAAUUGUAGUACGUCACGGACGUUGUAUAUUUUGUUUUACAAAUAAUACGUGUUUGUACUUUGUACAUUUCAAAUGUCUCAGCUAUACGUGUUACAUGAAAAAAAAAAAAUUAUCAUUAUAUUGUUUUUUGUUUUUUUUUUGUUUUGUAGAAGAGAAAAACCUUUAUUUGCCGACCGACGCGUCCACGGAACUGUACUUGUUAGCGUACUUGAGAGUUUGCAAAUUCUAUCCGGACAGCGCGUUCAAAAGGGUUUGUAUAUUUUAGAAUGAAGUUUAAUAUACAGUAUUCAAAUAACCACCGCGGAUUAAUUCUACCUAUGGAUAGAAAUUUCCGAAAAAUAAUUUUUCUGGAAAAUUAGGAUACGUUUACAAAUUUCCUGUAAAACACUCCCCUCACCCAAAGAAUCAAAAGUCAAUGGAAACUACAUGACGAAUAAUGCGUCAAUAAUAUAAUAUGUACUAUCGCAUAAUGUCCGUGAUGUACGAGUCAUUACACUUUCAAGUUACAGAAAAACAUGGAAUUUUAGAUUCUAAGUAGAGCUGAAAAAGUAUUAAUUUUACAAUGAUGUUUAUUUUGUAUUUUUUCUGUGGACAAUUUUUCUACCGGAAAUUUCGCACCGAUUUCCAAGUAUAGUACUUUUUCUGAAAGUAAAUCUGAUUGGGGUGAUACUUUAAGAAUGUCAUUUUUUGAUUUUCCCAGGAUAUUUUUUUAAUAAAUAAGAAUAACCGGGAAAAAACUGGACAAUUUACGAAAUUUAUUAUUUUCAAAUUGUAAAUAUUACGGCCUCUAAAACAUUUAAAACCGAACUCCGCUCAGAAUCGUUUUUCGUUAGCAAAGAUUAAUCGUUGUGUACAGAUAAAAAUUUAAAUUCUCCUUUAUAUCCGUAGACGUAUAUUAUGGUGUUCCGCCAAGAUUAUUUUCUAUAUAAUUAUGUUAUACAUACAACUAUACCGAUUCGUACAAUACUAGGGUACUUGCCCUUUUAAUUUCCCUGAAUAAUUAUUAAUAUAAAUUAUGUACACUGUAUAGGUACAAUCUUAUAAGUCUUGAGCCACUCACUGUAAAUAUUCAGGCCUCUCAAAAAUCCCUUCACCACGCCACCGCUGCCUACCACAUUAUAAUAAUAUAAUAUAUGCAUUAAGUUAAUAAGUUAAAUACAUUUUUAUUUGUAUUUUAGGUGAAGAGUUUGUAUAAAUUACGUCAGAAGAAUCCGAAAUACUGCAGCGACCUCAUACCGAGUAUAGAGAAAAACGUCUUCGAACAAAAUAUCCUGACGGUCUUACCGUUACGUGAUCAACACGGAAGGCGCAUAAUGAUCACUGAGUGUGGACGUACGUAAAGAAUAUUAUGAUCGGGAUUCGGGCCUUAUCACGUAUAGCAUUUAAAAUCAACAAAAAUACACUUGAAAACCGCCAUUAUAAGUUAUUUAACUUAACAACCCCUUUAAAUGCUUUUUUAGCACUUAAAAAAAUGUCCAAAAUUAAAAUCCCAGUAGAAUGUAGAAAGCAUUUUUUUUUUUAUUUUCAAACAAUGGAAAUAAGAAACACAAAUAACUUUCAAAUUUCGUAUUAGAACUCGUAACAUGGUCCACAUUUCUAUUACACUCUCCUAGAUUUGACGCCAAGCCAAAAAAAUAUGCAAAAAUGCUUUGUAACUCCCGAACCUUGAUUAUAAUAUAUUUUGUUACUCUUAUAUUUCUUACAUUUAGACAUUUUAAUCGUACUGUAUAUUGUUACGGUACAUCAUAACCUGUCAAAAAUUUAAACUUAUUGAACUUAUUCUGUUUUCUAAAAUUUAGUUUUAUUCAUAAUUUAAACGUUCCAUGCAUUUAACCGAUAAUCCUAAAAAAACAUAAAAUCUAUACUAACCGGAGUAUAAUCUAUACUUCAAUAAUUUUUAAGUUUUAUAGAAUAUACUAGAUAAUAGAGUACCUAGUUUUCCAUAGUUAAAACGGAGUUAUUUUUUUUAAUCUAUAGAGAGAUGGAAAGUGAAGAAUUGCUCGUUGACAGAGAUCUUUCGAGGCAUUGAGUUGGUGAUGGAAGCGGCCAUUCUCGAACCCAGAACCCAAGUGUCUGGCACUGUGUUGUUGGUGGACUUUAUUGGUCUGACCAUAAAUCACGUUUGGCAAUUUACGCCAAACUUUGCCAAACUCACUUUGGAUUGGAUACAAGUAAGAUAAUCCAUUUAUUUUUGUUACGACUGUAAGCAUAACACGACCCGAGGAACUGUAGUUUCUCGUAUUAUACGCGACACGUCUUUGUCAUUUAUAUUCUUUUGGGUAUACCAUAAUAAUUGCAUUGUUUAUUGCAUGUUUUUAUUCAUGAUACCUACUUAAUUAUCCGAAACAAGUACGAGAAGGGUAGUUACCGGAAACUCAAGUUAAAUUAAGUACAAUGUUCCUGAUGGGCGGUUCUAAAACGUUGGUGCGAUGAAGUUCAAACGAGCGUUAAAAAAAUAGUGGGCGUCGGUUUCUAAUGAACGGCGAAACGGAAAGGUAAACCGAACAGAAUAUGAUUUUUUGCUCAUACCGUGUCGGUGUUUUUUACACGCUUUCGCGGGAAAACGUAUUAAAUUUCCGGACCAUUUUAUUGAUCUAAAAUUAAUUGCAAAUAUCAUUACAAGAGUGAUACCUACACGUACAUAUUAUGUUUGUGUGUUAUUAAUCGGACGGAUUUUCAAAUUUCGUGUAACACUUAACGGCUCCAAAGCACAAGCUGACAAUGGCAAAGGGGGGACGUUAAUGGUUAUAAAUACAUAACUUCCCCCAUGAGUUUCAAAAUAUACCAUUUGUAGUAUGUAUUUAUUAGUUUUAUCUUGUCGUUAUAUUAUAUUGUAGAAAAUUCAAAAGGAAAAAAAAAAAUCUUGAUUUAUUCAGUAGAAAUUGGCUCUUUUCAAUCCUGCUUUUAAAUUCUCGUCGACAUUCUGCGAACUGUUCGUGAAUCACGAUUAUUAUUUACUUCCUCCCCGCCCAUUGAUUCGUUUUUAAGGAGUGGCGAUAUGGUCACUAAGAAAAUGAUAUGCGAACUAAUCAGCAGUUAUAUUAAUUCUAAUACCUAUUGUACAUCUAUAAUAUUAUUGUAAAGACAAAUCUUAGCGGAAAAUCUUCGGCCCAACCAAGGAUGACGAUAGUGUAGAUUGAAGAAGGAGGAAUUAUGUAGUCAUAGAAUAUUAUAUAUGUUUCUAAAUUUUAAAACUGUUCAUGAAAGAUAAAAAUACGUAAUAUCUCUGAAGAAAAUAUUGAAAAACAAUUUUCAUCUUAACAACUAAUGUGUUAUAAAACGUAUGAAAAAAAAAAGAACCCAAGACAGUCAUUCUAUAAAUAUAUUUGAAACAAAAUUUUCGUGUCACGAAUACCAAAUUAAUGAUGAAUCGUUAAGCGUUAACGAUUUCUCAAAAUGUAUAACCAGAAACAAAUGUAUUUCUCAUAGACCGAUUGGCGAUUGGCGUUAUUUUUAGUAUCUAGUGCUACAGAAAACCGUUUGUAAAUGCGAUAUCCUAAAUUUCAAACUUAAUAUCGACCGGUUCGCCAAUUUCAUACGAAACGUAUAAGAACCGAAAUCGAGUUUUUAAAAAAUGCAAUUUCUUUAAAAAAAAAAAAUUUAAAAAAAAAUUGAUUUCCCUUAUCCGCAAUAUAGGUGACUAGGUCUGUACUCGUCUGUAGCGUUCAAGACGUUCUAUCGUUUACUGUAAUAACAACAAAUUAAAGACGGAAAAAAAAAAUAAUCAAUAGUUUACUAGGUAAUCAUAACGCGUCUGAAGUGCAUAUUUUGAACAACGGUGAAAUUAGGAAGUAUAUAAAACACAGUUAUUUAGAUCAUGAUUUUUUUUUAGAAAUUAUAAUAUCAUACUCAUUAAGGUUAUUGAUAAACUGCUGUGUAGGUAUUGUAUUUCAUAUAUUUUAUAUACAUUAGAUAUCUACUCACAUAUACCGGGUGAUAAUUUUAUCGUUUAACAUUCAUUAUUUCGAAAAGUAUUGACUGAUUUUUAAACAUUUUUUUUUUUUUAAAUUUAAGAAACAAAUAGUUCUAAAAUAUUACAAUAUCAUUUUUUUUUUUUUUUUUUUUUUUUUUUUGUCACCCUUAUAUUCAGUGGUCAAUCGACUACCUACUUUUGAUUUUCAAACGGUAACCAACAUUGGAAAUUCAUCGAAUAGACGGAGUAUUAGUUAAAAUAAAUUUCGGUGUUGACAUUUUUGAUUUCCGUCAAUCCAUUAACAAGAUAUUCGACUUUUGAGUUUUCGUCGGAUACUUGGAUCUGUUUAUUGGGAUUUUUAAUAUAGCUAUUUGCUAUUUGUAAAUCAAAAGUAAGUAGUCUUUUCACCUCCGAAAAUCAGGACGACAAGACAAAAUACAAUGUAAAUGAAAAAAAUUGUAGAGCCCGCUCAUCGUUUCUUAAAUUUUCUACGGAACAGAUUCCGAAAAAAAGUUCGUAUACUUUCCGAGACAGCGAGUGUUUAACGAUAAACGAAUCACCCGGUAUAUUAUAUACUUACCUAUACCUACUACGGCGGCGGAAUUUAGUAAAUUGUGUUUAUCGGUCUCUCGCGACGCGUUAACAAUCGUAAACCUCGCCGACGAAUUAUAUUUACCGACACCUAAGAUACCUUAUAUAAUAUGAUAUUGCGCACUAAUAAUAACGCACUCCAGUGCAUUUUUUAUUAUUAUUUUUCUAUUUUUUUCUUCUUCAAAUAAAACGCACAACGGUAUUAGGUAUGUAUACUGCAGUGGCUGCAGCAGCGGACGAGUAUUUUGCGGAACUUACAAUGCAUAUUAUUACGCAUUCUUAUACCGUUUCGCAAGUUUAUGUUUAAAAUAUAUAGGUUACCUACAUUCCGAAUUGUACGCGGUACGAGUUUUUUUUUUUUUUUACGUAGGUGCUGUCCGUGUUGUACGCGCGUUUUUAUUACAGAAUAUUGGACUUUACAAAGAUUCCGCGAACAAAACACAACGUUAUUACAGAUAACUAUUAUACGUAACAAGUAUUCACGGCGGACGUACGCAAUGAUAAAUGAUGACUGAUAGUAACUGAAGUCGGCCGCAAACUAAAUUGCGAAAUAAUUGUUUUCGAUCAAAGUAUUAAAUUAUAUUUUAAUAUCUACGUUCGCGCAACAAAAACGCAAGAUGUAUGAACCGUUUUUUUUUUGUUUUUUUUUUUAAUUAUUUACCAACGUAUUCAUUAAUAAUAUAUUUUUUUUUCGUAUAUACAAUUUAAGAACUUAACAGCGGUGUUCCCCGCUCAUCAAACGGGGCAAACAGAUUUCUGUUGUUUUUUUCAUUAUUAUUAUUGUUAUUAACGUACGUACACAGUUUUUGAAUUUAAUAACUUUUAUUACAAGAGACGAGUACAAAUCAUCGUUUUACGGAAAAUAACAAAAGAAAAACGCAAGAACAAAUUGAUAUUAAAAAAAAAAUAAUAAUAAUAAUUUUAAACAUAAUUCGAAUGGCUUUUUGAUGUUCGAAAAAUUUUAAUAAACGUUAAGCUAUGCCAUGUUUUAAAAAUCGUAUAUAUGCGUGUAUAAAAUACAUGGUGAUCGACUUUUCACGAACCAGUGAUUUUCUCGUUGACCCCGAAACGAGUGUACAGUUUUAGAUUUUCAAACAAAAACAAUCGCUUUUGAACACGGAUUCGAUGAUUUGCGGAUUCGGAGAUGGUAAUUUGUUAACAAAUGUUGAAAGACGCAGCAACAGUCAUAUCGAAUCCAUUGUUUAUUUUCGUAUUAUAUUAACAUUAAGUGUAUGAGAAUUUCAGGUCGUAGGAGUGAACAAUUGUUAAUUUUGUUAAAGUAAAACUUAAAAGAUUCCGUAAAUAUUUCGGAAAUAAAUGAAAUCCACAUUAGUCCUUCGGGAAAAUCUCCGAUUCAAGGUUGUUCGAUCACCCUCUAUACCCUGUGGAAACAAUAAUAUUGAAGACGAAUGUUGCAAUAUUUUCAUUUACAUCCGUAGACGUAUUAUGAUACCGCCUGUUUACCUAUUAUGUUUUAAAAAAUAUAUUUGACCGUCAUAUGUCGUAUGAUAAUAACAUGAUUUAUACGCAUAGGUAUUAUAUGUUAAUAAUAAAAACAAAAAUUGAUAUGGUAUUAAAUUUGAAAAAAAAAAAUACUAUUGACAUAAUUUCACCUAUAAUAAAAAUGCGUUUAUCGAAAUGUUUCAGUACUCGAUGCCGGCGAGACUCAAAGAAGUCCAUAUCGUGAACCAACCGUACAUAUUCAAUAUGGUUUUUGCGAUGUUCAAACCGUUUAUGCAAGAGAAAUUGAGAAAUCGAGUACGUAUAAACACAGUAAAUUAUUAUAACCAAUUACAGUAUUAUAACACGAGUGGAUGGAAAAAAAAAUUUAUGUAAUUUUUGUUUCGAAAAUUAGUAGGUUUAUGAUAUGAAUUAAUUUAGAUUGUUUGCAUUUAGAUUAGAGCGUUUAGUAAUUUAGUAAUUUUACGAUUAUGUUAUUUAGCAAUUUUUAAAAUUUAAUUAGCUCGUGUUAAAUACAAAACGAAAUUGACCAAGACAUUUCUUCCCGAAACUAAAGACAUAUAAGUAGAAGGUACAAAUAGAUAUGCAUAUUUUGUGUGGCUGUUAUUUUGUCUUAUUGAAAUAAAUGUUUAUUUUUAAGCGUACGGUAUAGAGUGGUUGAGUUUACAACUAAACAAUGUUUACGAACCACAAUAAUUAUAGCAAGAAUAAAUUCGUUUUCGUGUUUUGUUUUAGUUUCGACGUUGGUUUUGGUUUUGUUUGUCUGUUGUGCGUUGGUAUUUAGUAAAUAAUAUAUAGUAAUAUGACUGCUGCAGGUUUACCCUUCGAUGAAGAACUUGUCGGUUAUAUGGGAUUCCUAACCAUGGAAAUAAUGAAGAUGAUUUGAUAUUUGCUGGUCAUUGCUGAGCUAGAUUUUUGAUUUCCUUUAGUUCACAGUUGUUGAAAACAAUGAAAACUGUUACAGUUCUAUAACGUCAAAAUUGUUAAAAUUACCGUUCGAUAUAUAAUACAGGAACAAAACACGGACAGUUUCAAAAAUCGAUGGUGCAACACAAUCACAACGCUGUCUUAAUUUGAGGAUGAUUAAAGUUAAGCGAAACUUAGCAGUGUCGAGUUGAGAAUAAACGGACACGUUUGAUAUGCCUGGUGCUCCGACCUUAUUUUCAAAGAGUGUCGUGUACAGUAUAGAUCAAACGGUUAAAUUAUAAUAUUCUCGAGGAUGCGUUUACAGCGCUAAUAUUUUAUAAUUCCAUUAACUAUUAAUUACUAAUAUUAUCUAUUAUAAUUCACGAUAUACGUUUUUAUCGUGUAUUACACGUCACAAAACUAAUAGAUCUAAUUAUGUUUUUAUUCAUUGUGAUCGAUUCGAAUAUCGAAUCAGAUUGUGUAGUACUCAUACCCACCAGAGUAGUUCACAGUUUUUAUACCUAUACAUUAGUUAAAGAAAAAAAAAAACUCAAGAGCUCUGUCACUAGAGUCGAAUUUUCCUCCAGGUGACUUGUUGUCUGUUAUUUUUUAUUUCAACGAUAGAGAAUUACAAACAUACAAAAUCUACAAACGGAUGAUGGGGUCGGAGAGUUGAAAGUUCAAAUCUUCAAAAGGCACAUUUUUUUUUUUUUUGACAGUAAUUACAUUUACGUAUGGUACAUGUUUUAAUCGAGUUACUUUUACUCGCGUGAGACUUUCGUGUAAGGGCACUUUUUUAAAACCCGGUACGUUCUGCGAAAACGUGAAUUCUGAGCAUAAAAACGGUUGGGAAGGAGGCUGAAAGAAACCACCAAAAGGUGAAUUCUUUAUUCUUAUAACUUAGUAUAUAAUAUAUGCAUAAUGUCAUCCCCCUUCAUUUGAGGGCACCCCAUUAGAAAAUACCCCCUCCCGAAAAAAGUGCGCAGUGAAGUCAAUAUUGAAAUUCAAUCGCCCGCUUUAAACAGCGGUUAAAAGUAACGCGUUAUUGUAGCGUGAUACCUUUUUUUUAGCGAUACUGGUAGCGUUUCGAGCAAGUUUAGUGCGAUAAAACUAUAGUUUUGCUUGGGAAAACAUCUCGAAAUUCGCUACUUUAAACGCACAUUUUUACUAAAAAUAAAAUCGCGAACUUGACGAAAUUUUAUAUAAUUUGUAGUCAUAUUAUUUUAAUUUAGUAUACAGUUAAAUAUUUAUCUGCAGUUUCGUAUCUUAUCGGAAACGUCAAGUGUAAACAAAUGUUGUUCUUAUAUUAAAUCGUAAGAAUCGAUAUUUAGGGUACUGCGUUUUGAAAAAAAAUUUAAAAAAAGGCCCUUUCUACGAGUCGGAAAAAAGUUCGCGAGCUACAUUUAAUAAAAAUAACAUUUUUUAAUUUUUUUUUUUAAAUGUAGCGACAGCAACUUAUAGCGUAUUACAUUGAAAACAGCGAUUUCCAACCGCUGACUCGCGGUCCGCAUGUAAAAAAAAAAAAAAAACUCCGAUUCUCGAAUUAUUUUGGUCCAGAGGGAGCCGCUAAAAGCUUACCGGAAAUAAUAUCGUCGGGGAGUGGGGGGAGGGGGGGAAAUUCGAUAAAAACAACAAAAAACAAACAAUCGUCAAUCGAAACAUCAACAAUGCGUAUAUACUCGCGUAGGAUUACAAUAUUUAACAAAGACAAUAUUAUUCCGUUUUCACGGUAUUUUGUUAAUGUAUUAUUGAAAUAACAAUAAUAAUAAUCGUCUUGCUCGGCGUUUUUAACGCGAGACACUAAUUGAAUUCAUUAACUCUAACCGAUUUAUAAUAAUAUGAUGCGUCGUUGCGUUCGUCGCUCGCCGUUACAAUAACAAACACAAUACGAGACCGUCCGUGUAGUUUUAAAUGUUUCUCUCGGUUGUCAUUAUUAAUUGUACCGUCCGUUCGAUUAAAUAUUCAUCAUACAAAGUAGUGCCGCCCAUUGCCCGCGAGAACAUUAAAACGCGGCUAGUGUUAUUAUUGUUAUACGACGCCCGUUUAAUAUUCGUAUCUCGUAUCCCGGGUAAACGCGUUCGAUCGGCUCUUCAUUACCGCAAAUAACAUUAUGGCGAUUUUUUUCGGUUUGGUUUUUUUUUUUUAUUAUUUAUUACGCUUAAUAAACCGUAACGUUAUUGAGCCGUUCCCGUCUUCCUAUCGUCGCACUAUAUCGCGGUCCGUUUAAGCGUCCGCACGCUCGACAUUUCGAAAUGCUGCGCAUUAACGAGUUAAUAACUCAUCCACCCAUAGCCGAGUUAAUUUUAACGUUUUGACAUAAUGAAUUCAUUUUUAUUCCCGAACCAUUAACUCAACUGCCGACUCGAUGAACAUACUAAAUAAUUAACUUUUAUUGAACUACAGUGAAUUUUGUACGAGUUAAGUCGAUUUCAGUUUUUAUUUGUGUGCUCGUAUAGACAAAUGUAUUAUUAUUAUGAUCGAUAUUUUGAUUUUAAUUUUAAGAUUAGAUUAUACUACUCUGCUGCACUUGAGCCCUUACGGGCGUUUAUCCGAAUAAAUAGAUAAAUAAAUAUAUUACGAACAUUUUAAAUGCGAAUUUUUGUGAACGCCUGUUAUUUCUUACUGUUGUCGCCGAUCGGGGGAUGUAGGUAAAUUAUUAGGCCAUUUUAGUAUGGAAUAGACAACAUUAAAUACAUUUUUUUUUUUUUAUGAACUUAAUUUGAGUUCAUAAGUUAAUUUUUACUUUUGUUUGAUUUUCUAACUUAAUUGGAUUAAUACGAUUUUUUGAACUUUUUACGAUUUUAACUUUAUUUAAAUUAAACUUGACUUAAUUGAGUUGAAAAAAAUCAUUAACUUGCCCAGCUUUGUCGAAAAGUAUCAGAUUUUUUCAACAAAUUUCGUACGCACGCCCGCCCUUAUUAUUAUUUCACAUAAACGGACGCGAUGUUUUAGUCUUAGCACAUUCAAGUUUCGACGAGUGGAGAGUAAUGAAAACGUAAUUCGGACACAUAAAAUGACACUUGUCGUUACUACAUCUGGUGAUGAUCAAAAUUGGUCUUGGUCUUGCGGUCUCGCAAGAAAAAAAGAUUAGAAACAAUUGGAAUUAGUAUAACAAAAGUAAAUACGGUGUGCAUCAUCUUUAUUAUAAAUAUAUUUUUAAUUUUGUUUAUAGUUUGUGUGAUACGAUUGCAUAUUGGGUUUUGUGUACCUUAACUAGUGUCUUUGUACACCAAAGCUAUGUAAAUACUGUAGCGGACUUGUAGUCUGUUGAUAAUACGCCUUGCAACAGGCCUCAUAACAGGUAUUUAACUUUAUUUUAUAAAUUUCGUGAAAAUAGCUAGAAUCUUGCAAGAGCCUUGCGCAAGACCAGACCAAGACCAAAACUGACUCUGCAACACCAAGACCAGGAUUUUGAAAGUCUCGGUCAUGGUCUUGUUUUGAUCAUCACUAACUAUAUCUGUCCACGCAAACUCGAAAGUGUAAUAAUAUCUCGCUAAUGGGGUAACACAGCUAAAUGUCAACACCGAAAUAUAUUUAAGCCGAAACGGUAUCCGAUUAUGGAAUUUUGAGCAUAACAUGUUGCCGUUUGAAAAUCGAUUGUAGGUAGCGGUUUCGCUACUAAAAAAAAGAAACAACGGUGAUUUAAUAGCAUUUAAAUGUUCUCCAGUCUAAACUUUAAACGGUUAUUGCUCAUAAACGGUUAGUGUGAUAUCGAAAUUUCUGGAAAAAUAAUCUCUAUUCAAAUCUGUGUUCAAAAAAGGGGGUUUAUGUUUAUAAAAAAAAAAAAAAAUAAAUAAAAGCAUAUACCUAUUUCAAGGUAUAUGGAAUAGCGGCAGACGAAUUAAAAAUGGUUUUGAAAUAAAGCAUAACCGAAAACAGAAAUCAAAUUCACUUAAAAUUCACCGAGAAAAUUGCCGGUUCGUAAGGAAAAAAAAAUCACCUUGCAUACCUAGUAUUAUAGUAUUAGAUAUAAUACCGAAACAGACGAACAAUCAGAUAUUUAUCGAUAAACGGAUAUUUCGGUAUUUACUCAGUCGACUAAGCUGACCUAUAGCGCGUCGCGAGCGCAUCAACGCAUAAUAAUAUUACCAUUAGUUUAGCAAUCCAAAUCCCGUUCGGUUAAAAUGUUGUUCAAUUUUUCAAUUCCCCCAUCCCCCCCCACGCCCCAAUCCCAAAUAAUCCUCGAGAGGAGGAUUUUCGCGGUGCCUCUAUAUCGCAUUACACUUAAAAGGUUACAUUCCAAAUCUUUAUGUUAUAAUAGAAUAUCUAAGACACGGAAGUUUACCGCAAACACUUUUUUUUUUUUUUUUUUUUUUUAAAUAAUAUUAUACAGAUAUGUUAAAACUGCACUUGUACCGUGGUACUCGUAUUCGUAUAUAUAAAAUGUAUUUGUACAUCCGAUAUCCAUACCGACCUUUUUUUUUUUUUUCUUCCGAAUCUUUAGAAUAAAAUAGUAUUAAAUCCUUCGGUUUUACAUUUUUUUUUUUUUUUUCUAAUAUAAUAUAUAUUAUAUACGACAGAACGAUUCUUUAACCAUCACGAUGAUCCAUUACCAUUAUUAGAUUUCCCUUCGUUACUCCCCAGAUAUAAAUUCUGGGGCACCCGAGUAUUGGAUUACAUAUAUAUAUAUUUUUAAAAGGUAUACAGAGACUGAACUACUAAUGUAAAACACGAAAAUAUACGAAUUUUUAACAUUUUUGUUUGUUUCAGUACCUAUGUAAUUUAACAAUUUUUUUUUUUUUAAUACACAACUUUCUGGAUAAAAAAAAUGUUUAUAAAAUUAGUCAAAUGAUUAUUAAUUGUUUUUAAAUAGCUGGCUGUUAAUAUUGAACAUAAGUGCAACGAGAUUAUAUUAUAAUACUUUAUUAAAAUCUAAAAUGUGCUAAAAUAUAGUGGUCCGAUUACCGCGUUCAAUAACUUUAAAAAAAAAAAAAAAAUAGUUAAAUAAAAUAGUAGCCUGAUCACCGAGUCUAUCUGUUAUAAAUGUACAAUUUUAGCGGCUCAAUUCCGGGCGGGCGCCCAAAUUUCGAACAGUUACGACAAAAGAGUAUAGGGGUAAGAAUUCGGAAAUAUCGUUAGAUUAAAAUGAUUUAAACAUUUCGGUAAUGCGAUUGAAAAAAUAGAAAUCAAAAAAUGCAUUAUUAAAAUCCUCCUUAUAAUUAAAAUAAUACUGUUGCAAAUACGUUUUUAUUUAUCGGUUGGAGUACAUUACGCCUACGCAUGCGCCGCCGUUUCCUUCUUACAAACGUAGCAGGACAUUAUAAUAUGCUAUGUAAAGAUGAAAAUAAGAACCGGAAUUAUUGUAUUGCCAUUCAUUUCAAGUCCCGACUCAUUAAGCGCAUCCAUAGGUAUACAGACAGGGUUUAAAAGUGAAACCAAAAUGUAAUUUAAUUUCUGUAGAUAUACAAGACGACUCUGAUCACCCACAGUGGUUAAAUUUAGCAUGUAUUCAAAUUUUGAUUUUUGUAAUUUUUAAGUGUAAUUUUAAGCCGAUGUUAUCGAAUAUUUUUUCACAACAAUUAAGGAGUACCUUAUGGCGAUAUCAAAUUUGAUUUUUCAAAUGAGAACUUGUUAUUAAAAAAUCCACGAAUAGACGGAGUAUUACUUUAAACGUUGGUGUUAAAAUUUUUAAUUUCCGUUAAUCCUACUUCUGGAAAAAUACGACUGAAAAUGUUCUGCUGCGAAUCGUUUUUCGUUUACAACGGUUUAUCGUUGUGUACAGAUAUAAAUCAAAUUGCUGUUAUAUAUUCUCGAUCCUGAGACGGCGGCACAGCCAUCAACAGUAUCGGCCCUAUUUUGUCCGUGUAUUUGAUCAAAAAUUUCAAACCGAACAAAAACGGACCGUAUUAUAUAAUACGGAGUACGAUUUUGCGCCGCGAGUUUUAAUAUUAAAGCGAACCGAACGAACGGUCGAACUUAAACGUUAGGCACAUUGACUCGUACGUCGGUUUCGUGUCGACACUCGAGUUUUUUUUUUUUUUAAGCGAGAUACGGGUAGGUAUGCGAAAAAUUGUCGUUUGAAAAUCGUUCGAAAUUCUUAUCGUUUCGUUACGCCGCCGAUCCCACGGCGCGCGGGAAAAUCGGUCUAAAUUGUCGUGUCCCGCGUCUGUUGGACGGAUAACGAAAAUAUCGGUGUCCAAUCCCCUUAAUAGCAAGACGCAAGUUCUUUAAUAAUAUAUUAUGUUAUAUAAGGUACAUUACGUGUGCUCGUCUGUUGGUCGAUUCUGUAAAACGCGUAGGAGUUUUUAUAAGAAUUGAUAAAAGAAAAAAAAAAAAUACGUGACUCCCCAUUUUUUAUUAUAUGUUGAUGCAAUUUUAAAUUGUACAAUACAAAAAGCAAAAUCGUAAGAUUAUGUACGUACACCAAACUCUUGACCUAAUUUACCGUAAUAACAAUACGUCGGUUACAUAUUGUACCGACACUCCUCACCGCGCGCCGACCUUUUAAUGAAAAUAUCUUAACAAUGUGUUCGAUGGAAUUUCAAAUUAUAUCAAGCAAAAUGAAAAAAAGAAAUGUAUCUCGGAGUUGUUGCGAUUGUUAACAAGACCCUCGUGGGAUAUCGUCAUUUUAUAAUCUCAACGGUGAUAAAUAUAACGAAAUUAGUAAACCGGAUAAAUUCCAAACGUUACAAUAACACUACGAAUUUCCUUACGCAGGUAUCUCGUUAGUUUCUCAAUCUUUGUCCUUUAAAUACAGUUUUCGACGGUAACAUUACGUUUGAUAGUUUUAACAGUUUUCAUAGACUUUAAUUUUUCUACAAUUAUUUUUUUAAGGUCUGUAUUUUGUACGAUAUGUUUUUAGACGAGUACGGAGAAUAUUAAGUGUUUACCUAUUUUCCGCUAGUGCAAGUGGUUUCCAUGGGAGGAGGCGAUGAGAGCGAUUGCCCCUCCUCCUGGAACAUUUUUUUUUUUGUCGACUGUUAAGUAUGUUCUGUACGUAAGCAACGAAAAAGCGAUUCUGAGCGGAGUUCAGUUGGUAGUGAUGCUUUGUCAACAAUAUAUAUGUCAUAUUAUGGUAAAAAAAUAAUUUAUUAGCCAUUAGAUAUUUUCUUUAAUAAUAUUUGUUUAAUAUUGUACCGAUUUUUCCGUUGUACCUACGUUUUUCCCGGUUUUUCACAUUUGUUGAGAAAACUCUGUAGAAAAUCGAAAAAUGACCUCCUUAAAGUACCCCCCCCCCAACAAAAUUUCCUUUCAGAAAUGUUGUUACAUCGCAAUCAGAUCUUCGGCAGAAAAGUCAUUCAUAGAUAAAAUAAUUGUAAAACCAUAAGCUUCUUCGCUCCACUCAGAAUCUAAAAUGAAAGUUAUGUGUAAUUUAUGAUUAGGACCACAAACAAAUUUUAUCCUUUAUUUGAUACAUGUCGUUAUGAUAUGGAACUCGACAAAUUUAAAAUCGCUCCCCCUCUUCUUGAUGUUUUAUCAAAACCGCCACCGUUUCCCGCACCAUGUCUACGGUUUCAAUAUAUCGUAUGAAUUUGUUAGCUUUUUUCCGGGUACACAUGGAUUACCCGUAAGAAAUAAAUUUUUGAUUUUCUUAUUCAAUAAGUUUUAAAACAAAAUAUUUUUCUUAGCAAAAUGUAAGUAAUUAUUUCUUUUAGAUUUUAAGCACAUCUAGAAACGUAUUGUUGUGAUCAUAAUAUUAUGAUGUGUUUAAAAAAAAAAAAUGUUAUCAACCCAAAUAACCUUUUCCACCGAAAAUCUCUAUUCGAUCUUCAAGUUGGAUCCCUAGGUAAUUUUUUUCUAAUUUUCUUAACGAUCGGGAAAAUUCGGGAAAACGCGUAGAAAAACCGAGGAAAUUUACGCAAUCGCGGUUGAUUCCGUUAUUUGCGGUUUCGUUUUUAUUUGUUGUAAAUCGGUUGAAAAUAAUCGUACGUAGUUUUAGUUUUUUAUAUGUGUUUUAAGUUUAAAUAUCUAAAAAAAAUCACGGCAUUUCAAAACACGGUUAACCGAACAUCGUUUUUCGAUGGCAAUGACUUAUCGUUGAGUACGGAUACAAAUUAAACGAUUCUAUAAUACGGACCUUUUCAAUUCCCCACACACAACACAGAUACACACCCGUCAGCAGUUAACAGCUUGUAUAUACAUUUUUUAUAACUACCGGGUUUAUGUCUCUCCAGCACAUUAUAGUGUUCGUUUAUAAUAUUAUCGCACACAAUAGACACUUGUAAAACAAUGUGCAUAAUGAAUUGCGUACACGUCACUCCUGGUGAAUGGCGUCGUCAGAGUAACGCGUAUUUUUUUACGGUUCGAAAGUAAUAAUAAAAACAAAUUUCGGUUUUAGACAAACACGGAUACCAUCCGUUUAUAAACAUGGCGAUCAAUAUAACGUAAGACAAUCGCCAUCUCGAGAAGUAUUCAUUUUGUCGGUGAUUUGUUUUUUACAGUAAAUGUAUGUAACAAACAACUCUAAAAUGUUACAUUACCGUUAUUUUUUGUCACCCUUGUUUUCGGGGUUGAAAAAACUAUGCUUACGUUUGAUCUACGAGCAGCACCCUCCUUUGUCAAAAAAAGAUACGGACAUACUUCGCACGAUGGGUUGGCCAAUGUUAUAGGUGAGAAGUUGAGUAGAUUGGAUAUAAGAGAAAUUGAAUGGUUAAAAUAAACGAUUAAACAUUGCUACCGAAAUAUGAUUCUGAGCGGAGUUCGGUUUUGCAUGUUUUGAAGGCAGUAAUAUUUACGAUAUUAAAAUAAUACAUUUCGUAAAUUUUCCAAUUUUUCUCGGUUUUUCGGUUUUUCCCAUUUAUUAUGAAAAUAGCUGGAAAACCAAAAAUUGACUUUCUUUAAAUACUACCCCAGUCAAAUUUCCAUUUAGAAAAAAUGCUGUACUUAAAAAUCGGAGCGAAAUUGCUAGUAGAAUAUUUAUCCACGGAAAAAAAAAAAUUAUAAAUAAUAAACACCAUUGUAAACCAAUACAGUCUUCGCUUCGCUCAGAAUCCAAAAUCCACAAAUUAAUGGAAAUAUGGAAUAUUAGUUUAAAUAUAUUUUACGUGAACAAAAUUAUUACUUUCCAUCAGCGUGUAGUACACUUUGUGUGAGGCCCGGCAUUUUUCUAUACUUAUUAGUUACCACCCAAAAGCCUUCUCAUGAGCAUUAUCAGUAAUAAAUUGCUAUUAGUUAUCUUUCAAACUCGCUGUUCUGCAGUUCUACAUAAUAAAGCCUUCAACCGCGCAAUCGUCCAGUGGCGACCGUCCGCAAGAAGCGAGUGAUACGUGGAUAACUUGAAAACAACCUAAAAUCAACAAAUAAUGUUUAAUGACAACAACCCCGCGUGUUUCAUUAAUUCUCAUAGUGUAUACAAAUAUAUAUUUUGGUCUCUCGCAAAAUUAUAAACAUCGUCUCUUAUCCUUGUAAUUUUUAAAAUAUUUGCCGGACUCAGAUACCAAUUUAGUCGAAGAACGGGCCUCAAAAAACAAAACUCAUCACUCCCGUAGCUUUUAGCGUUAGUGAGCGUUUGAUGUUGAUCACUUUGAAUAGACCGGUACCUUGCGCAAAUAAUGAAAAAUACCAAUCGAUAUUAUCGCGGUACGCCGUUGGUGCGAUAAACCGUAAACAAAUUCGCGACACGUAAAACUUUUAGCGGAUUAAACGAGAUUUCCCGCGGUAUUAUAAUAUUAUUCUGCCCUCUUAAACUAAAGGGCAGUAAGCGGCACAAUUUGAUAAACUACCGCUCUUAUAUUAAAAUAUUUGUUAUUUUAAAGCGUAUAUUUUUGGUUCUUAACGAAAAUACCGUGAAUACAAUUUAUUUCACAAUACACGUGGUUAAACACAUAAUAUACUUUAAAAAAAAUCAUCUCUGUUCGUUCCUAAGCAAAAAAAAAACAGUGUCAAACAUGUUAUCUCACACUAAGCAAUAACUGAUCACACGUUCACACUAUUAUACAAUGAUUUGGUUCGUUGCGGCUCACCAACGGUAUUUUCGAUUAGCACUGUGAUAAGAAAACAAGACUGUUCAGAAAACGACUUCGUUCAAAACUAUUAUAAAAUGUCAUUUUACGGCCUAUCGGUUUAGGAGAGCAGUAUAAUAUUGGUAAUACGCGUCGUCAUAUUUCUCAGCGAUGUUAUAAUACUGUUAUUAUUUCGCACACGGGAACGCGCAAAUAAAUCACGUGGUCGAGGGGGAAAAAAAGUUAAAACUCAACGUUUGUGCGCGAUGAUCUCAUCGCGGCGGCGGAGCAUAUUCGGCGUAAUAUAAAUAUCCCGCGUACAUAGCAUAUAGAGAAACGUUAUAUUUUUUUUUUUCUAAUCAAAGGAACCCGCCACAGUAGAUUUUUAUAAUCAUAUAUCAUGUGCAUAGUAUAAUAAAAAUUUUAAAAUUUGUUCCAGUUGUUUUUCCACGGUUACGAUCAUACGUCGUUGUUGUCGUAUCUGGACGCCAAAUGUUUGCCGACGAAAUACGGCGGCCUCAUGGACAUCGAAACCAAUCAGGGCGUAGACUUGUGGAAUCUACUGUGCCAUUACGAGGACAAUUACAAAGGUACGCGCGAAUUUAGGAAAUAAAUCAAAAAUACUAAAAAAAAAAAAAAAACCACGUACGAUUUUAACGAUUUUUUCUCGUCUGUUUUCAGUGACAAACGAAUUCGGUUACAAAAAGAACAAAUGAUCAAACGCGUACAUACCUACGAGCUCAUACAUAUUAUAUCUUUAUUAUCUAUAACUAUCACUAUAUUGUUAUCAUAAUUUAUAUAUAUUUUAUAACCAUAUCACCAUGAAGACUCUUUGUAGACUAGAUAUAUAUAUCAUAAUUAUCAUGUUAUAAGCACCUAUAUAUUCGAUUUUUAUAUCAUUCAACAACAUAAUAUUAUUAUACAUACUAUAUCAUUAUAAAUCAAUUGCGGUUUAAAAUAUUCA